Pelobates cultripes (western spadefoot toad) is the source of this 76707-nucleotide messenger RNA. Lineage: Eukaryota; Metazoa; Chordata; Amphibia; Anura; Pelobatidae. The record is from the annotation of a GenBank genome assembly.
GUUGUGGUUUCCUCUGUGAAACUAACUGUAAAAGGACCAAAGACACUAAAUAGUGUUGAGUUAUACAGAUUACGGCAAUGACUGAAGAUCAGCAAAUGUCUUGGGUUCUGAGAGUUGGUGAGCAGUCGCUUCUGCAAACAGUUUUAGGUGGCACAGUGGAAAGUCCGUAUUGCAAAUGGUUUUGGUUGUGCGUUGCAGUUUGUGCUGGUACUCUGGAUAGAGAGCAAUGAAUUUUGUGUUCUGUGUUGUGACAGACAAUGAGAACCUUUUGUUGCGAGGUGUGCACAGGGGACACUGAGCGAAGACCUGUGAAUAGCUGAUAAUGCGUUACAUUAUCGCAGAUCUUGAGAGGCAAUGAAGGCUUAGGCUUUUGAAGGGGAAACCAAUAAUUACAAAGAGUCAGUGAGAGUUGGUCGGUUAUUGAGGGACACUCAUUGAGUAGCUAAUGAUGUAAAAAUGUCAAUGGCCACUCAGUGUUGAAUGGUAGUGGUCGCUAAAGUUUAGUUUUUUUCUAUUCCAAACAAAACUUCUAUCUUAUGCUACCUGCAUUUAUCAAAAUAAGCUGAUGUUCUUACGCUGUAACCGUUACACCAAGUUUAAAGUAUUAGCAAAGGUUCCAUGCUCCACUUUUAUUGUAACACCAACACCCACUGUCACCGUCUCUCUGAUUCAUUUUGAGAGACACCUUGAAAUGUUUUGAGGACACUCGCAGAAUUACAAACCAUGGUUUUUCAUCAGAAAAUCCGUGAUGUAACUGAGUAUUGAGUAAUAGUGGUUGAAUUGUUGAGCUUUUAGAUAGAUUCACUUCUAUACUGUGACAUGAACCAAUGUAUUUAUGAUUUCAGCGGAGGCCCGCAUGUUGAUGGUCACUUGGAUGAAUAUGUGCUGUUAGGGAAGCUCAGAAAGUGAGUGUACUAUAGAAGGCUGUGUUAAAACGGAGGCCACCUGAAGAUUAAUGAUGGACUCUGAUAAUCAUGAAAAUAGCAAUCAUUCACCAGAGGAUACGGAACAAGAGGUACAGUAUGUUUUUGACAUAUUUCUUACUUUAAAUCGUUAUUCUAAAUAAAAAUAAAAAUGUUUCAAUAAAUAAUUCUGGAGAACAAAUCCUGGGCAAUAAAGUGAUAUAGAAAAUGAUGGGUGAGACAUUAGGGAUGAAUGAGAUGUGGGGAUUGUAUUACUGUUUUUGAUAUUAUUUUAUUUGACCAUGAUGAUUUAUAUAUAAUUAUCCCCUGUUUUUAUUUAGUUUUAUUUGUGAUUGUUUCCUAAUGUUGCAGGCCUUUUAAAUUUACAUUUUGUAUCAAUCAGCAGAACAAGAGUUAUGUGUACUUUUCUACAUCCUCCUGCAGAUGGCAGUAGAGAAUACUAAAAUUUUAUCUACCACAGUGACAGUGACAGUAAAUAGUUACUCCUAUUGUUUAAGCAUUGGAUGAAUCUGCCACUUUCCGUAAAACAGGCUAAUAUAUUUAUAUUAAAGGGACAGUCUAGCUUGCUGAAAUCCUUUAUGUGUGGAGAGAGUGUCCUCUUUUUUUUUUUUUUUUAUACAAAAAGGGCAAAUUUCAAUAAAAUUUGGCACAUUAAAAAGGAACCUUCUUACACAAACUGGCUGCCAAUCAGACGGUCAGUCCUGCUACUUCCUGGUCUGGUUAGCUCAGUGAAGCUAAACUUAAAAGACAAGCAAUUGUACAGAGCGCCUUUCAAAGACUUCUCAUUGAGCUGCAUUGGGAAGUCUGUGAUUGGACAGCCACAGAAAGUCUGGGCGGUGAGAAGGGGAGGGUUUGCAAAGACUGCAGACAAGAUAUUUGCAGCUUUUGCAAGCUGUUUUUAGAUAUAACCACAAUGACAAAAAUACAAAAGAAAUAUAUAUAGGCAAGUUUGAGGGUAUGUCUAUUAUAGUGAUUUUUUUUCAUUUUAUUUGUAUCUGGGCAAUGGAGUGUCUCUUUAAAUUUCCCUAUAUGCUUCAGAAACUACAAUAAUUUGACUUAAGUAAUUUUAGUUUGAAAAAAUACAUUUGCCGUCCCUUCCUAUUCAAUCUUCCUCUUUCUCUCCCACUCUCUUACUUCACUCCUGUCCCACAUCUCUUCCUCUGUUUAAUUUAUUCUUUCACAUUUGAUGUUGCCACAUCCAGCCUGGUUCCUCUAUUGCACCAAAUAAUCAUCCCACUCUCAUUUUGUUCACCGUCAUUCUUCUGUUACAUGUGUUUUACUGAUCAUACCUCAACCUGUAAGUUUUGAUUCUAAAGCAAAAUAUUGUUUGUAAAAUGUUUUUUAUAGUGUUUUUAGUAUGUAGUAGUCAGACAGUUAUAUCCUAGGAGCUAAAUUAAUUACUCAAGAGAUAGGAAGGAGGGAAUACAUUAUCUGUCUUGGAGUAGUAAUUAUAUUAUUUAUUAGUUUAUCUAGUAAACAAUAGUACUAGGUCUCGGGUUGGUUUUUUAAGAUAACAGCAAAUUCGCUAAUUCUUUCCUCUCCACCUCUCUCUUCUCACAGUUUUGUUUCUCUCUUGUGCCUCUUUUCUGCAGUUUGAUAUCUCAGUAUUUUUGCUUUUUCCUCUUUCUCCAUCUACAGAUCUAAUCAUUUAACUUGUGUCAUGUCUCGCUGGCAUAUCCCUCCUAUGGUUUGCAUUUUUUUUAUACUGGUUGCUUGUUAUCUUAUCUCCAUGUCAUAUUCACAUGUCCUUUCUAUCUUCUACAGAUGGACUCAUUGGGGCCUCAUCGUAUUACCCGUCGAGAGGUAAGGAAUUAUUGCAGACUAGUCUCAACCUUUAUGCUGAAUUUCACUCUGAAAAUACAAUUUAUAGAAUUGCUGUGCAAAUGAUGGACCACUACAGAGUUAAUUAAGGAGGCUAUGUCACUGCGCAGGAUUUUUACUGUUAUGUUUAUUAAUCCAUUAAAUUUAAAGUUGCUCUAUCACCCAAAAAUAUUGUUUCCUUAUCUCUUCCUCUUUUGGAAUCUGUUCUUUUUUACUUGCUUUCUGAUCAAUUUCUCUUUAAAAAUAUUAGAAAAAGUACAGUUUUUCCUAUUCUUGAUGACAAGGCUGGACUGGCCUACCAGGAUACCGGCAAAUAAGUGCCCCAAGUCAUUCACUUACCUUUUGUGAGAUGGACCUUCCAAGGGUUCUUCAAUAGCUUCAGUAGAGCGGCGACCGGUCCAAGAUGGCGCCCACAUUCCUUGCCGCUCAGCACAUAAUGCAGAGUCUAGGUAUUCUAUGUCUAUGGUCAGUACAAUGUACUUAAAGUAGGGUCAUCACCAUGGAAAUCACUAGAACCAGCAGCCAAUAGUGACUCCUCCCCCUUUACAGUACAUUUUCGCACAACUUUUCAUAACACAACACUGGUAAAUCGUCCCCACUUUUUCUAUUAUUUUUUGUCAUUUGUAGUAUAAGCCCUAGUUGUGCCUGAACUAAAGUGGGUUGUGAAUGUAAUUUGCAAUUUACUUAAGUGUAAAAAAUAACAGAUCCAAAACUUUAAUUCAAGUUAUAGGUAGUUUUCAUUGUUUAAUGCCUGCACCCCGUGUGUUGUAUUUGAUCUAAAAAGAAAUACCCCUGAAGUAAAUUUCUUUCUUCUGAUGAUCACUGUUAUUAAAAUAUAUGACAGCCCAACUGCUUUAGGCAGGGAAUUAUCAGGGCCAGCCUUAGGCCUUUAGGUGCCCUGUGCAAAAAAUCUUCACUUCACACUAGACUGGAAGAAAGAAGAUUUCGUCUAAGGCAAAGGAAAGGUUUUUUUACUGUAAGAACAAUAAGGAUGUGUAAUUCUCUGCCUGAAGAAGUGGUUUUAUCAGAGUCCAUACAGAUGGGUUUUUAACCACACACACACACUCUCACGAACAGACGCAUACACACUAGUUAACAGACACACACAUUUACUGACAGACAGACACACACUCAGUGACAGACAUACAUACACACUCACUGACAGACAGACAUACACACUCACUUACAAAACAUACACUCUCACUGACAAACACACACUCACUAACAGACACCAAACAGACUCACUAACAGACACACACUAACAGGCACACAAACUAACACGCUCAGUAACAGACACACACAGUAACACACUCACUGACACACACACACUGACCCUCAGUAGCAGACACACACUCAAUAACAGACACACACAAACUAACACACAACUAACUCAGACAAUAACACACACACAAAAACUAACAUACUCACUGACACACUAGCAGACACACACUCAAUAACAAACACACAACUAACACACUCAGUAACAGACACACACACAGUAACAGACACUGACACAAAAAAAUGAACACACACACACUAACACACAUAUGAACACACACUCAUAUUUUUAUUUUUUAAUUUAAUCCCCAGCCUCCCUACCUUUGGGAGUGCUGAAGGGAUUCCCUGGGGUCCAGUGGUGCUGCUGGGCGGCCGGUCCUGCAGGCGGAGAGGGAGCACUGAUCCUCCUGUUCAGCUCCCUCGCGCGCUGCUUACUGAUGCAUCAGUGCGGUGCGCACGAGGGAGCUGGGCAGAGAGUGCUCAGGGGAGAAUGCUCCCUCGCGUGCCCGCCAUUUAAUGCCACUGCCAGCCUCAGGGGGCCCUGAGAUGGCCAGCUCUUGGGCCCCCCAGGAGAAGAGGCUGGCAAACUGGCGUACAUACCUGGUUGCAGGGCGGCCAGGCCCCCUGAUGGGCCAGGCCCGGUCGCAGCUGCGACCGCGGUGUGUACGCCAGUGCUCGAAAGUGAGCUAGUUAUGGUCUGCAGCCAACAAGUGCCAGACUGCCUCCCUGACAUUGCAGAGGGCAGACUAAGUAUUAUGUUCUGCUGUCACGUAAUACUGUAAGUUGUUUUGCUCUGGAGCUCUGGGUUUUCCUUAUUUACCUUGAACUCCGUAGAAUAGAAACAGUAAUGCAUUGUUUAUCCAUUUAUCACUGAGCUCCACAGCAAAAAAAAUACCCUCACAGUACGAUGUGGUGUGUACCAGUUUAUCACAGAACUCCACAACAAAAAAACUUACAGUAAUGCGCAGUGUGUGAGUGGCAGGCCCAUCUGUGUGUCUUUCUCCCCCCUCAUGUCCCUCUGUGUGUCACUCUCCCCUCCAUGUCCCUUAGAGGUCCGGCCAAUAUGCAUAUAUAUCGCACACACAGUCAAUACACCAAUUACAAAUAUCACACACUGCCUGGGGGUGAGAAAGCCACACAGAAGGGCUGGGGAUGAAAGAGAAACACAGAAGGGCCUGGUGGGGGAGGGGGAACAGAGGGGCUGGGGGUGAAUGAGACACAGAGGGGCUGGAAAAGAGGAAAAAGAGACACAGGGGAGCUGAAGGGAGACAGACGGGCUGGGGUGAAAGAGAAACACACAAGGGAGCUGGGAAGAGUAAAACACACAAAGGGGCUAGGGGGAGUAAGACACACAAAGGUUUUUUUAAGAGCUACACAAGGAAGGUGUAAGACACACAAUGGGGAAAAAGAGGGUGUAAGGCAUUAAAAAGAGGAAUUAAGAGGCACACAGGUGAAGAUGCUUUUUUUUGGCUCGUUAAGGGGGAGGGGGAAAGGGCACCAAAAUCAUCUUCACCAACCCUGGAUGCACACAGUCCCACAGUAAGAUGCACACAAUAUACACAUACACUGUCAAAUACAGUGAAAAUCACACAAUCCAAGGCACAUAGUCAAACACACAGUUACAGAGAGCCACACACACAUACAGUUACAGGCAGUCAGCCACACAGUUAUAGGCAGACAGUCACACACACAACACACACACACACACACACACAGUUACAGGCAGACAGUCACACACACAGUUAUAGGCAGACAGGCAAACACACAGUUACACACAGUUACAGACAGUUGCCUAUUUCAAUGAUAGGUACCAGCUGGGAGAUGGAGUGGGGCACUGCAGUCACCAUAACACCUAUUAGAGAAAAUAAGCCCCCAACAUUUCACACUUUGGCUUUAAACCCAUAGACAGGUUAAGCAGUACCUUUUAAAUGCAGCUCUGUUGAUAGUGUAACUUUGAUGUUGCCAAGAUUCACAUUUGGAAAUAUUUAUACUAUAUAUCACAUAAAUGUUUAAUGCAUUGUAAUAUAAAGCUAUCCUUAAGACAUCUACCUUUUAAAACUAUACAAUAUAUAAUUUCCCGUGUUUAGUAGUUGAGGAAGCAGGGACUCCAGCAGCAAUUGGGCAGCAAGUUCAGGCUGCAUUUAACUUCGCUGCCCAUUUAGCUCCACCCCCUUGAGUUCCAAUCAUGUUUUUUGAUAGGCCGUUUGAAGAAUUAUAAAAUCUUCCACCCGGGUGCCGAGCGGCCACACUACACGUAGCGAGACCUUUAUAGGAGUGCUCUGUGCAUUGGCCUGCUGCCAUGGCACCCUGUGCGACCGCACAGCACACACCCCUAAGGCCGACCCUGUGAAUUAUACAUUUAUUUUUCUUACGGUAAAGAACCCUUUCUGGGUAUUUAUGUGAAAUUUCCUUUCCCUACUCUAUAAGUAGGAAAACGUACACUCCCCGUGAAGAAUUCUCUCUGUUAACAUUAAAAAAAAAAAACAUUAACAUUGUUUUCCAGUAAUGUUAUUGUGACGGAAGCACCUGUGCCACUGGGUCUUGGAGAGGCUUGGAUGUCAGCCUCCUGCCGAUAGACUAUGGGCUCGGUCCCAAGAGCCCCUGAAAAGGCCUGAUGUCACUAUAGGGAAGGGUAUGGGGACCUGGAUGCUGAUUCUGUUUCCCAGCUAGAAUAGGAGAUCUCUGGGGAUUGUUUGGACUUGUCCUACACGUUGCGUGCCUGACCAGGAGAUACUCUGAAUCACUAUUUGAUGUGAUUGUUGUUUUAUUUAUUUUUUAAAAUUUUACAAUACAUUAGUUUUUUUUUUUGGAACAAUAGCAAAAACAAAUGUGAGAAAGGCUGACCUUGAUGGAUGCAUGCCUCUUUUCAGCUAUGAAACUAUGUUAUUGUGUAUAUUGUAUAUUCUAGAGAUAUGAUGCAUAGACAUUCACUUAGACAUUUACACACACUGUUACACAUGCACACACUACACACAUAUAUGCACACACCCCGUGGCGGCACUACCGCGGUCGCAGGGGUCGCAGCUGUGACCGGCCUGUCACUCCAGGGGGAGCCCGCAGACCAUUUAACACGGCUCUGGCCCGCGCAGUAUAAUUGGGUGGCCCAUGCUGUUAGGGCCACCUGAUAGCAAUGAAUUUCCAGGGGGCCCGGUCAACACUGCGGUGCUUCAACAGCGAGACCGGGCCCCCUUUGUUGAUGUCAGAACUGGGAGGAAGUGACAGCCCGAGUCACUUCCUCUCAGCAAUCACCGUGCCGCAUGGGAGGAGAAAGGAGAGGGAACUCUGACUCCCAUCAGCCUUUGCCACUGGACCCCAAGGAACGUCACCCUCCCGCACCUAAAAGGUAGGAAACAGGAGGGUGACACACUAUUUGUGUAUGUAUAAACAUGAAUUUUAACUAUUUAAUCAGUCAAGUUUUUCCGUAAGGGGGGUAUAGGAGGCACUUGAGAAUUCUGUACCUAGAGUCACCUGGAGCAAACCCCACUGGUUUCUUUCUUUCUAUUGUUUUAUAAUUUGCAUCCUUUCAUAAUAUUUACCAGCUGGUACUAACCUGUGUCUGCUCCAUCAUUCAGGCCCAGUACAGGAAAAAAGGAUCUGUGCGACCCUCACAGCCCCAGCCUGUUACAGAGACUAAUUCUGAACCCAAGCCAGUCUCUCCUUCCGUACAGGUGAGUUAAAUAUAAGUGAUACACAUACAGAGUAGGUAAAUAAGUGGAAAUGCAACUGGAUAAAAACAAUGUUGCCGCAUUUCACCUAACUUCUUAAAAUGUUUCUACAUUUUUCUUGGGAACUACAAUGAAAAAAAAAAUAACUUUAAAAUAUAUGUUAUCGUAUAAAUUAACAAAUGCCACUUUACAAAAUUGUGAGUGCCAUAGUACAUUAUUAUGAAAUGAGUUUUAUGUCCUAUUCCAUCUUCUGUUUUCCAUAUUGUUAUCAGUAAUCUCUUCCAUACCAGUGUUAAUUUUGGCGGCAAAUUCCAAUUUAGUUUUAGUCAUAGUCUUAUGACUAAAAUGCCAUUUUAGUUUUAGUCGUAUUUUAGUCAUUUGAAUUGUUUUAGUUUUGGUCUAGUUUUAGUCGACUAAAUCUCAAAGUUUUAGUCAACUAAAAUUAUUAGCCGACAAAAUGAACACUAUUCCAAACAUGAUUAUUUCCACUUGGCACCAUUUUUUGGAUAUUUAUUCAUGUAUUAAUACAGGGUUAUUCACUAAAUUUAGAAUUUCCAGAUAAGUAAAAGUGAAUUCAAAGUAAAUUUCAAAUUUGUGGUCAAAAUGGCUAAACUGGAAAAAUCUCCAAGUUAUGCUUCCAGUUUGGCCCUAAAUUUGAAAUUUACUUGUAAUUACAGACAAUAUUAAUUUUACUGAAUAAAUCUGUAAGAGUGGCUUUUGUUGUUCACUGGCUUGCCUUAUCUACUCAGCAUAACCUACUGUAUGGAGAAGCACUGUAUACAGUCCUACAUCGCAUGGGAUGUCCGGAGACUGACCAGAUAUCUGAUGCUGAUGAACUGUAUGACUAUUUACGGAAGGUGAGAAACACUUUGGUCACAUUUUGCAGCAUUGAUAAAUGGGGAAGAUAAACGAAUGUGUAAAAAUUCUCUAAGAAUUCUCUGAAAGACAUAUUUAAGUACUGGAUAAGUUUAAGAAAUGAUUUAACAUUUUUGGAUAAACUUUGAAAAUGUUUUAUUUUUUCUAAUCAUUAAAAUAUCAAAAAAAUAUAUUGUAUAUAUAAAAAUAUAUAUCAAUAUAUCGAAAUAUUUUUAAAAUAUUUUUAAAAGGAUAUCCAAAAAUACUAAAUCAUUUGAAAAAAUAGUAAAUCAAGGCCAUAUUUAAAAAAAUAAAUAAAUAUAACUGUUCAAAGAUCACUAAAAACUGAAAUGAUAUGUAUUUUCAAAUUACUAUUUUUUAUUUAUAUGUUCAUCAAUUACACAAAUGUGUGGCAUAGUAUUUAAAAAACACCAUACUUUUAUAGGAAUGUCUUGCGUAUUUGAUUAAUGACAGUCUUGAUGAUGACUCCUCCAUACUUCUCAACCAUGGGAGGCAUGAGAUUGGGACAAAUGGAUAGGGCUUGAGCGGGGCAUAAACGGUGGCACCAAAAAGGGUCGGGGCCAACCCACUAAAGCUCUCUGGAGGGUUCUGGUGCCAUUCACAGAGCACGCAUGUUUAAUGAUGCACUCAUGCUGUGCUACACCAAUUACAAUUUUGUGGUGUCUUUGUAUGCAGGACACUAGAGCAGACUGUCCUGCCAAAAUUGGGAUUGGUGGUAGGCCUGCCCCUCUUCCCCUAUAGAUAUGUGUAACAUUUAGGAGGGGGACAUAUAAUUCCUAGAGCUUAUCCUUCUACCUGCUGGGUGAUACUACAUGCUAAGUAUACUGUCAAAUGCUGUAUGCAAUCACUUUAGGCAUCUUUAUCUACAGGUUGAUCAGUUGUAGGUUUUCUUUGUAUUUCACAGACCUUCAACAUGGAGCCUGAUGAACAUCAAGCCAUUCUGGAACAUGUCAAAGGCCUUGCGGUAAGGGUUACAUGCAGGGCCCAGCUUUGUCAGCAGGCAAAGUAGGCAGCUGCCGACAAGCUCCUGUCUAUUAGGAACAUCUUGACUGAAAAUUUGUAAUAUCUCCUUUUUAGAUUUAUUUGGAUAAAGUUUUUUUCACUUUGCUACAUGGUAAUGAAAUUUUUUUUAUUUGUGGAGGGAGUGAGAGAUGUGCUUUCUAGCUUUCUUGCGUACCCUCCAAAUCAGAAAAAUAACAGAGAACUGGAGUUUUGGUGAGUACUAGUUGCACAUGAGAAUUCGACAGGCAUCUAAGUUGUAAAUUCAGCCAUGAUCACAUACAAGGACAGAAAGGGAAUCUACUUAUUGGGGACAUAAACUAUGAAAAACAGACAUUGUAUAAAAGAUUGUAAAUAAUUUGCGUUGCAAAGAUACAAAAUGUCAUCCUGUUUGAUUCUCACCUUUUCUAACCACCAGGUGAGCCAUACCACUUAUGUUGUGAGACUAUUUCAUUAAUUCAGUACCCUUUCUGUAAAAUAGCACUUCCUCAAAUAUUACCCAGCCUCCUCUCGCGCUCCCGUUUCAAAACAUUGCUUUUAAAAAAAUAAAAUAAAAAUUAUUCUUUAUUUUUGUUGUGGACAAUAGUAACAAGUAGCUCUGGUGCGCCGCAAUAGCAGGAUAGGUUGGAAAACAUUUGCAAUACAGGUUGUGACAUAUGUUAGUCAUGCACAUAUUUUAGGUUAUUAGGAUUAUUAUUUCAACAGUGUAGUUCUCGCUUGUGUAACUAUAAAACAUCAUUAAAACAAUACUGAGGCAUCGCUUGGAACAGUGCAAUAAAUGUUGUACCAAAAUGCUAAUUCAUAGCUCAGGCUAUUGCGGUUAGACUAUUUGGCUGCUGGGUAUGUGGUAACAUGCUAAUCUGCUGUACCUUAACUACAAGUGGACACAAAGGUGAUUAUAAAUCGCAGGUGAGAGCUUAGACUAUCUGGUCCUGAACUAAACAAAAAAUAACGAGAGGUAGUCUAUGUAAUACUUUACGGCAUCUCCGUGUAGCUAGGCUAUAUGAUUGGCCAGCAUUGGCCACGCUUAGUCUAUGCAGUGAUAGUUAUAUUUACAAGGUGUGGGUAGUCCAUAUGUCAAUGGUUGUUGCCGGCUGUGAACGUGCCCUCCAGAUGCAAGUGUGGCAUGUUCACUUGAGAGGCACAGAGGUAGGCUCUUCAGCCGAUGCCCAGUGCAUGGACGUGUCUCUUGUCGGCAGCGUUGGUCUCCUUGAAGGCAUCCCUGAACUGGGGCCCAGCUCCAGUGGUGUUCAUUGGGGUGUUCAGCCGUGCGGCUACCCGGUUUGCAGCUGUGACUUGGAGGGAUGGAGGUGAGCUUUGCUGGACGCCGGUUCGCGCAGCCGGUGAGUAGCUUAUGUGGGAGGCUGGUUUGGUAGACUCGUUCUUGUGAGUGUGGGGACCAGUGUGGUCACUCCUGCAGCAUGGUGGCGUUUUCCGCACACGGGCUCGUCGGUGUUUGCAUGGUCUGGCUGCCGUUCUGGUUGCGUGUAGUUGAUACCUAUAAUGGCGCCGCCGGGUCACUGGACGGAUCCAUGUGGCCACUAGUUUUACCGCCAGACGGUAAGCCAUUCCACGGUCUCUCAGCAUUGUCCAGGGGCUCGCGCAGAAUCGGUCCAAUUCCCCCAGGGGAUUCGAGGUUGGUUGAGCAUGUGUGCUUCAUUUUUGGGGCCUUCGCUGGGUGGCCAUCUUAGCUGCUUCCCAGUGACCUGAUGAGUGCUGGUGCUGUGUAGGACACUCACUUCAGCAGUUGAUUCGCUGUGUUCCAGGCUUUAGUUGCCGGGAUAUCCCUCUCCAGCGGGGGGGGGGGGAGGAAAUAUGCCGGGGAGACCUCCAGGUAAGUGGUUGUAGUCUCUCGCUUUGUCUGGGUAGGCCUCUAGUAGGCCUCAGGUCGAUCCCCGGUUAGGAGCCUCUGAUUUUGGUCGGGCUGCUUGUUGCUUGGUUCUGCAGUGUUAGGGCUCCCUUUUCCAGGUCGCCUAGUUGUCAAUUUGGUGAGUUUGUGCCCUGAUUCUGGCCUUUUGAGAGAGCUUUUGCACGGAGCUCAUCUCCAGUGCGACCGCUCAGCAUGGCAGCUUAGCUCCGCCCCCCAAAUCAUCGCCUUUUUUUUAUCUCUCAUUCUGCAAUUGUCCUUUACCAGUGGUAUAAUUUUGGUAUCUGGUUAAAGCUGAAAUGUACUGUUUCGUCAUUUAGAGUGUCAAAAUCAUGAAGCAAAAUAUUACUAUAUUAUUUUUCAGUUUCUUUUUUCCAAAAGAUUGUAAAUGUUAUGGUUAUUGUACAGUCUAAGUAUUAGGUUAUUGUAAAUAGACUACUUAAUACAAUCGACUUCUAUUCCUGUUUGGAUUAUCAGAAUAUUUAGUUGAUUUCAGAUGCUAUAUAACUAGACAUAAUUCUCGCUUAAAAAAAUAAAACAAGAAAAAAACAAAUGUUUAUUGUUUAUUACACCAUAUAUAACGCUGUCAUGGCACAGGCUGGCAUAAGAUGUAAAUCAUCACAACUUCAAUGAUGCCAUGCACAUGAGCCUGUAAGGAUAUUUGGGAGCAAAUCAGACAACAAGGAUUGAAUAAGGAUAACAUGCAAUUUGCACAAUAUAGGAAGCUUUCAAGGCACAGGCUGGCAUAUGAUGUAAAUCACCACAUCUUCAAUAAUGCCAUGCACCUGGUCCUGUGGGGAUAUUUGGGAGUGAAUAGGGUAGCAAGCAAGUUAUGCCCAUGCUUUGGUGUGAAAACCAUGCAUGCACACAUCUUGAUAAGAUUGCACUGCCACCCAAAUCUACUUCAGAGAUAAAUGUGUUUUAUCCUUACUUAAAACGCUUGCCCCAGUAAAUACCUGAGUAUCAUUUACUGGUGUGAAAAAAAGGGAACUUGCCACUUACAAGAAAGCAGCUGUUUCCAAGCAGAUGGUUCGAAUAUGUUAACUGAUGAAAAUGUGUUAAAUAUAGUUUGAUGAUAAAAAGAUAAACUGCACCAUAGAGUUUUAGUUUCCGAACAGGAUGGUAAGUGGAAAUAUGAAAUUAAAGCAAAGAUUGUUUGAACUGGUAGUGAGUGUCUUGAUUUAUGGGUUUCCUUUCUGUUACAGCCACCGAUUUUCUGUGUUAAAGUUACUGUAAAAGAAGCCAAGGGAAUUCUGGGAAAGGAUGUCAGUGGUGAGUAGAAAUGUAUUUUUGCAUGUUUCAUUUGAGCUAAUUUAAGAAAAAAAUGUUACUAAUACUCGUUAGCAUGUUGCUGGACCACUGUUUGUAUUUGACAGGUUAAAGCAUAUUUAUGUUUAGGAGGGACUUAGGGAAGGGUAUGUUUAAGGAGAUACUUGGUAAGUGGAGUGCCUACCUUCAAGAUGCAUUUGCAAUAAUUCACUUUAAGAUCUAUGUGUGGUACCUCCACCUCUAGUGGCUGUCUAGAGGUGGAGUCUAGAGGGACUUCUCGGUCGUUAGGCGACUUUUGAUCACAUAACUGUUUGUGCAGCUAUUUUUUAUGUGCUUGAAAUUUCCAGUAUAUAAAUAUAUAAGGGGAUGUUUUUGUUUUUUUGCUGCAAUGCCAUAUUCUAUAUGGAGAUCAGUUGAGACCAGAAACACAAAUUUUAUAUUAAGACCCACUUAAUUUCAGCUCAAGGCUGAUAAAGCUCCUUAACCCAGAACCACAGUUAGGUAAACCUCAACAACUUAAUUGAAGGGCGACGGCUACUGGACCCAAAUCUCACCCCUAUGACUAGGAUCGCUGGUGCCGCUGGCGAGUGGUCCGGAUGUGACUGGAAGAGGUCCGCUAUUAAACUGACUGACACACACGAUUUGACCAAGAACCCGCAUCCACGAACCACCAAUUUGACGACAGGACCCAGUGGGAUUAGAGGGUGGACCACAUUAGAAGGACGUGAGGCUAUUGAGAGAAAACCAAAACCCUAUAAGUAAAUGACAGGGGGAGCGGGGAGACAGAUAUCUUCAACUAUACUAAGUCCAUUAACCUAUUAAUCAUUGAAUGUUAGCAACACAUAUACAUGUGAGACUCAAAUUUGCCAGGAACAGCGGAUAGUGUAUUAUACUUCACUGGAAACAGAUCUUAAUGCCUUAAGUACAAAAGGGGCCUGCGAGCCCGCGACACAGUUUUUGUCUGUACUGACUCUUAUAACCUUUGUCUUCUAUGAAAAAUAAAACUGAUUUAAAAAAACAAACAAAAAAAAACAUUCUGUAUGGGAAUUAAAGAGAUUUUAGUAUAAAAGCAGAAAGAGAUAUUAUAAAUUAUUAAUGAAAGGAAAAAAAUAGCGUAAAAAAAAAAAAAAAAAACCUCAACAACUUGAAGUGAAACAUCUAUUGUUUGCUCAGGUUUCAGUGACCCUUAUUGCAUGCUGGGAAUUGAUAGUCGCUCAGAUCAACAAUCCAGGGAAAACAGCCCAAGUCGUGACAAGAAGCAAAAGCAGAAAGCCGUGGUGCGCAAUACAAUUCCAGAAGAUCGAACUCACAAGACUCAAAUUAAGCCCCAGACCUUAAACCCUGUGUGGAACGAAACUUUCAUAUUGUACGUACAACCAUCCAUAAAUUCUGCUACAUGUUGAUCGAACCUUACUUAGAAUAUAUGUCUGUAGUCUAAACAUUCUCAUUGGGGGAAUUGUGUUUUUUUAAAUUAUUUUUUAGUAGGUGCAGACUUUGUUGUCUACUAUUUGUUUAUUUGUGUUUCAGGGAAAUUGACAGCAUUGAACAUGCAAAAUUUCAAAUGGACAUGUGGUGAGUCAUACCUUAUUGAAAUGUUUUAUUCAUACCUACUUAUUCUUUUAUACUCAUGUCAUUUUAUUAUUGUAAAAGUACAAUCAAAGUAGAUUUACCAUCCAUUUUUAAUGCAUAUAGCUAAAAAGACAAAAGGCAAAAAUAAAACCCAAAAAUAAACACAAUACUUACAACAUCAUAAUCAGGAACUGGUGUAGAUCUCUAAGCAAGUCCUGGCUCUCCCGAUGAACUUUUUUGGGAGAAUUAUGCAACAUGACAUGAAAUGUGCUUAUUUUAUUUGAUUUGUCAUUUAAGUGAAGGAAAAUUAUUGUCAAUGUGCCAUAGAGGUGUGUGUGACUAAUUUUUUAUUCACUUGAGAAAAAUGAUCAAGGACCAAUCUUGCACAUGAAUCGAAACAGAUACAGCUUCCACUGUCUUCAGGUAUAUUUAAUUUCAUUGUUUUAAGUGAAUGAGAGAUUUCUUGUAAGUCUAUUGCACAUUCAUGAUCUUGUUAUGUAGUACAUUUUGUGCUUAGGUUUAUGGGGAGGUGUUACUCCAUUUCCUCUUGGACAUGAGUGUUGGGCUAAUGAAUAUUUACAUGAAUUAAAAGUAUUAGAUUCUUUUAAAACAUCGGGUCGUUAGAGUAUGAAAUCUCUUUCGGGUUAAGUUCUUCUCCUCCUUUUCCCACCAUUUUACUUGGUCCUUUACAACGUCCUCAUGGCCUCAUAAUAUCUAAUAUAUAUGUAUAUAUUUUUAUUUAAAAAUUGUAUAGAAUUUUAUGGUUUUUCCUUCUGAAAUUAUGUUUUGUCUUUAUAAUUUUAAUUUCUCUUUUUCUGAAGGGAUUCAGAUGAUUUAGAAACAGGCAGAUCUAAACUCGGAGAGAUAACAGAUCUGCACUCACUAAAGAGGUGAGAAUCCUAUGGUAACAGUGGCAUCAAAUAAACAAAACAAACAAACAAAUAAACAAACAAACAAACAAAAAUAGAUGGGUAUUUCAUACUUUAUCAUGCCCAAUAAUCCAAUUUAAUGUUGCAUGUUGGGAAAGAUGCAUUCCGCUAGACAGCAUUAACAUGAAUGCAACCCUAUACUAUUUAUUUUCUUUAAAUAUGGCUCUGACAUUUGUUUGUUUUUAUAAUUCUUUAUUUUUGCUGUGCAUAAAGAAACAGAGAAUCUUGCAUUUCCACAACAGCAUAUACAAGUGCAAUAGUAGAUAGCAAAUAGAUAAAUUGCAUGUCAUACAUAAACAGUAUAGAUCCAGUAUUGUUAAGUUGCGUGGCAUGUCAAUGGUACAGCACAGUUUUAUGAUAUAUUAGAAAGAUCGGGCUAGGAAAUACGUCUGAGAAUAUGGCAAUUACUGUGUUACAACAGUCACUAUCAGACAUGGUGAGAGUUAGAUAAUUAGUAAUGCUUAAGAACAUGCUAUGUCAGAUUGCAGGUAAAUAAACCACUGGGGCCAGAGAUGGCACUACACCGCUGUCUUUUACAAUAUUAAGGUAAAAAGAAUAAAGUAAAUAAAGAGGUCGUAAAAAUAAGCUGAAGAACUUAAAAAACAUAAACACAAUGGCGAUUGCCAACAUAUAAUAUAAGCAUAGCUCAGAUAGUAGGCCUUUAGUCAAGCUCAAUCGUCUCCGGCAAGCAAGGUGUGUGACCAGGUAAGUCCACAUCAGCCUAUUCGCAACAGUAGGAAGCAUGAGAUGGGACAGCAAAUGUCAUGAAAGGAGGGCAACAAUGCUGGAGCAGGUCAGGGCAUCCUUCCAGCCCCAGGCCUGUAAUCUGUCCAACAACCUCACUCCACGGACUUGGGAACUCAAUGAGACCAAGUCUUUCCCCACAGGGGGUAGCAUAAGGCUCAGCUGGUGUGAUAGGUGGCGCUCCAUCCUUGUGGACAAUGUUUAGGGCACUUGCCCCGGACAGCCUUUGGCCCAGGUGGGUUAUGGGUAGUUGAAUCCUGCGCUGGAAAGGGUUGCUUGCCCGAAGGAGGCCCAUUAGUCUCCAGGCUCCCAUCCCUCCGACCAUUUGCUUGAUGUAGCAGAGGAUCUUCAGUAGGCAUGUACAAUUCGUUUUGGUCCGAAAGCUGAAUUGUCGAAUUUCCAAAGUGCCGAAUUUCCGAAGUGCCGAACCAAACCAAAUUGCCGAAGUCCCGAAUUGCUGAAGUGCUGAAUUUUGUAAGUGUCAAACCGAAUUGCCGAAGUGUCGAACCGAUUUCUGAAAAGUGGCAACACAGGAAAGGGAGGGAAAAUUAAGGGAAUGAUGACAGGAAUCUAACCCUAACCCUACCCCUAACCCUAGUCCUAUCCCUACCCCUAACAUUAACCCUUACCCCUAACCCCUACUAUGGUUAGGGGUAAGGGUUAGUGUUACCCCUUAUGGGGUUGGGUUAGGGCUAGGGUCAGGGCUACGGUUAUGGCUAGGGUUAGGGGUAGGGGUCGGUUUAGGGUUAGGAGUAGGGUUAGGGGUGGGUUAGUGGUAGGGUUAGGGAAUUGCCAAAGUCACGAAUUCCCAAAGUUCCUAAGUCUCGAAUUCGCAAAUUCCCAAAUUGCCGAAGUCACAAAUUUCGGAAGUGCAUAAUUGCCGAAGUCCCGAAUUGCAGAAGUUCCGAAUUGCCGAAGUCACAAAUUUCGGAAGUGCAGAACCGAACCGAAGUGACGAAUUGCAGAAGUCCCAAAUUGGCAAAGUCCUCAAUUUCGGAAGUGCCAAACUGAACCUAAUUUUUUGCCCAUGCACAUCCCUAAUCUUCAGCUAAGCAUGUCUCCACGGUGCCCAAGAAGCAAUCAAAGAUUUCCUCCAGUCUCCUGAAUGAUUGUGCCAGAAAGUCCCUGCAUGCUCUCCCAGAGUUGCACCGUGGUGGAGACGCCAACUUGCGUGAAGCAUAAGCUGUGGUCUGCGUAUUGGCGGGUUCAGCCGUAUAUGAAAAUGCUGAUGUGAGAGGUGAGCCAGUGGUGAUCGGGAUAACCACCACCGGUCCAGGGAGGAGGGGUAUGCUGUAAGUCCCUGAGCAGGCCCAGCAGCACAGAGCGGGGGAUCAGCCGUCCCACCCGCCUGAAUAUCUCACUAGGCCCCAUCGGGACCACCGAAAGUUACCAAUCAGUCACUUAUAACUCAAUGGAAGGCACUUCGGUUGGCUCCUGAGUCAGGUAAGUCACACUAUUGGUCGGUCUGGCAUGCCAGGAGCUAGUUAAACUGCUUUAAAUACAGAUCAUGCUUGGAGCUCUCCUGAUGCACAACCAGCCUCAGUCAAGGCCCCCAUUUGUUUUUAACAGUGGAAUUGUUUAUCAAAAUACAUCUAUAUGCUAGUUUAAAUAUUUUAAUUAUAUUGUGUCCCAUUUUAACGUUAUUACAAAUUACUUUACCUUGUGACUCUUCGUCUGAAUAUCAGGUAAAGCCUUGCCAGAAUGUUAAUUUAUUUAGAGUGGUCUAGCAUUUUUUACAUUUUCUCACAAUUUAUGAUGUAUAAGUUGGCUGAUGGCUGAGUUACACAGCAGUGGUUGUCCAUUAACAUUCUGACAUCAGGGUCCGUACCCAUUAGCAACCACUUAGUACACUAAAAAUAGUCCAUAUAUGCACAAUAAAACUUUUUAAAAUGGCAAUAUUUUGGAAAAGAAAAACUAAAAAAAAAAAUUUGUAGCCAAUAUAAACUAUGACUAUUAAGACAGGUAGAUCAAUUCCUACUUGGGAAGGUGGAUUUUAUCUGGGAGGUGGAGAGAGAGCAUGAGUUGGUCCAUCUGAUACUGCUAAAUCCACUGGCUCUUGUUCCUCUGUGAAUUCUGGAUCCUGAUGCUGCCAACCAUUGUAGCGGAGCCCUAGUCCUAGAGAUGUCCUAGGACAUAUAAUAUGUGUGGGUACAGUAAUUGAGUAAGAGGAAAAUUACAGCUAAACACAAACACCGCAGAAAUGUAAAAACAGCCCUGGUCCUUAAUGGUAAGAAAAUUGAAUGAGGGAUGAAAUGAAUACUGAGAUAUAAUGUUAGGAAAUGGCAGUAAAGAUGGGCAUGAAUAAAUGUGACAGAGAAAAUUAGUAGGACAGGGUGAAAAUGGGAGCUCAGAGAGGAAGGAACCAUACGGGGAAGAAAAUUCUCAAAACAGCAGCCCUGCAUUACCUUAUUAAAUCUAUGGUGAAGCGGUGUGCCCUCUGCAGGACAGAGUAAGAUGUGCAGGUCAGCAUUGAUCUGGCUUGGUGCUCCUCACUGCUCCUUUGUGGACUGAGCUCCUUCUCGCUAUCUACACACGAAGCAGCCUCAAGGAGGGAUGCAACAUUAAUACUGACCACAUCUCUCCUGCUAUCUGAGCACAGCUGUUUUAGUUUAAAUUUGGAAAAUUCAGCAUUCGAGUCGCUAUAAUUUGGAUUUUAUUCCACCCCUUUAGUGACAAUCUGUUGUGUUUUUAGUAUAUACAUGGUAUAAGCGGCUAUUCUCCCAUAUUUUUGGGGGAGUUCCAACGGCCAUGGAAAUUGGGAUCUGAAUAGAGAGUAGAGUCAUUUCUAACAGAGGGAGUUAGAAAGAGAGAAUGAGAUCUUUAUAUAGCAAGGCAAGAAGUGAAUAUAAAAGGGUAGAAACAAAUGGCAAGACAAAGGCCUUACCUGUGGAUAGUGGGCAAUUAAAAAAUUGCUAUAGGUGUCUGAAAUAAAUGGAUUGUGAAUUAAAUUAUGUAUUGGGCACUUUUAACUAUAUUUUUUUGAGAUCUGAAUAUUAUUGAGAACUUGUACUGAAACAUGUUUGCCGUCACUGCCAUAUGGCCUGUGCAGAACUGAAUUCACACUCCAAAUCUGUAUAUUUCAUUAGGCACUGUGGAGUAUGAGUGCAUACAAGACUUCUGGCUGUGCUUCUCACCCAAAGUAAUUCCCCUGUGUUGCAUUGUAAAACCUUCCAUUCUCUAUUUUAUUAUCUACCCUUUCAAUUUUAUUUCAGAAUAAUUAAAGAUGCUCGAAAGGACAAAGGGCAGGAUGAUUUUUUGGGAAAUGUAGUCCUGCGCGUGCGGGUGAGUUUAUGAAAAGACUUUGCAAAGAUUUAGGACUGGCCAAACAGAUCCCCAGAUUUUGUAAAACUGCAACUUCCAUGAUGCUUUCCAGUUCUAAUUGUUGUCAAAGCAUCAUGGCAGUUGAAGUUCUAGAACAGGGAUGCUUAAUAGGUAGACCCCCAUAUGUUGUAGAACAGAACUCCCAUGAUUCAUUGCAUGCCUUUAGAAUGAUAAAAUAUCAUGGGAGUUGUAAUUCUACAACAUCUGGGGAUCUACCUAUUGGGCAGCCCUGUUCUAGAACAUCUGGGGAUGUAUAAUUUGUUCUGCCCUGUUCUACGUCAUGCAGACAGAAAGGGCUGUGGGAAAUUAGCCUGAGCUGUAGCUUUGGGAUAAUCUAAAUAUUGUCUUUGUGCUCAGGAUCUGAAGUGUAAGGAGGAUUGCUGGUACAACCUGGAGCCUCGGACAGAGACAUACCCCGAAAGAGGACAAUGCCAUCUGCAGUUUCUUCUCACACACAAGAAGGUGAGAGAUAAUUGCAGACCUAAGUUUUUCUGUCCUUGUUUGGUUGUUGUGUUCAGCAUGUGAUUUUUGGAGUAAAACAUUUUAAAAAUGCAAUUCCCAUAAUGCUUUGCUCAUCUUCUAAAAAAAGUCCACAUUUUGGCCAUUGCUGUCUUAGCGGGCUGAUCAGAGAGAAAACACAAUCAUUCUUUUCCUCGCAAACUGGUAUAGCCAGACUUGCCUCUUAAGUAAUAUAUUAGUUUAACAAAUAUUUUAAAAGCAAACCAAUUAACAAGAAGAUGUCAGGCUUCCGUCCCCCUGUCUCCCCUGCCCCCUAAAUAUAGUAAAAAAAUACUUUUAUUAAAGUUUGCAGCUGCUGCUCUUCCUCUGAUCUGCCUGCUUGGCUGACAUCAUCAGAAGUGAUUCUCUGAGCCAAUCACAAUGGAUGAGACUGUCAAGGAGGCAGAUCAGGGGCAGACCAAGCACAAGUCAAAAACAGCCCUGGCCAGUCAGCAUCUCCUCAUAGAGAUGCAUUGAAUCAAUGCAUCUCUAUUGGGAAAGUUCAGUGUCUCCAUACAAAGGGUGGAGACACUGAAUGACAGUGCUGCACUGCCCCGGGGAGCACCUCUAGUAGCCAUAUGAGGAGUGGCCAUCCCUAUUCAAGUGUUUACUGCAAAAAGCCUGAAGGGAAUGAUUCUACUCACCAGAACAAAUACAAUAAACUGUAGUUAAUCUGGUGACUAUAGUGUCCCUUUAAAUUUUCUGGCACGCCUGUGUAGGCUCACCCACCCAUAUCCCUCUUUCAAAUUUCCUGAAGUUGGGAGGUAUGAGUAUGUCUACAGUAUUCUAGAACUCUGUAACGAAACACACAAACAAGCAGUUUCACCCAUUUUUGAGAAUCCAAAUUCAUUUUUUAACUGGCAUUUAUUUAAUCAGAGCAUCGUGUUCUGGAACUUUCCCUUUGUAUCAAGACAAUAACUUAGUCAAAAUGUGCUUGGUCAGCAAAUAUGUUUUUCCCAUAUAUGUAUUAACAAUAAAAUCGAACACAUUCUAAACAUUAAAACAGCUUUCUCCAUCACAUCACUGUACUGAACACUGUGCCUUUGUGUUUCCAGAGAUUGGGCAUGCUGAGCAAAACCCCCAGCUACAUUGUACACCGUCAGCUGCUACAACAGUUUGUCCGUUAUGAGAUCACUCGUCAUCAGGUAAAUUGGCUUUCUAGCAUGUAUUAUUUGUCCUGGCAGAACAUAGCUCCCCACGCUGGUUUUUAGGAAUAAUUAUUUCCACCGUUUAUUUGUGUACAUCUGUGUGCAGCGUAAAUGUAUUGUUUACGGUGACAGGAUUUUGUCGUACAUUUAUGUUACCUAGGUACAUCUAAAUAUAUUGCUGUAUCAUAUUGUAGUUAUUUCACAUAUAGCCAUCACAGGAGUUAUUUUAUUAUAUUUACUCUUGAUGUCACUAUCGUGUUAUUUUUGCAUUCCCAACGCAGUCUGAAAUACAUGUAAUAUACAAAUGUAUUUAUAUUUAACUUUUCCUCGACAUGCAGGCUACGGGAAGCACGUGGAAUGGGGAUAUCAGCCCUCAUGGCAUUACUAUCUUAUAUCUGCACGCUACCCAAAAGGACAUAUCUGAGUUUCAUCAAGGCCUUGCGUGAGUAAUAGAGAGUUAGAAACUUUUGGUUUUGAGCCUACUUUCAUUUUCACUUCAGAUUGCUUUCUCUACUUCUAAAAUAAGAGUGGUCCAUCACAAAAAAUGUGAACACCUUGUCAGAACAUGGACAGUCCCAUUAUUGUGUCUCAUGAUAUAGUGAAGAAGUGUGGUACUUCUUUAAAAAAUGCCUUUUGCUUAUUGUAAGAUGAAAACUCCCUUUCUACAAUUUACACUUCUGCAUUAUCAAUGUCAAUUUCAUCUGAUAUGCAUGACAUAGAUUAACUGAUAUUGCAGGGCUAACCUGUCCCACCACUCCCACCCAAUUAAUGUUGUUCAGGUUGCAUGAAAUUGACGGUAAUAAUUCAGAGGAGGGAAGGGUAAUUUAUAAAUGUGCCAAUUUAUAUUGAAACCUGCACUUUUUCUAAAAUGAAAAUAAGGACACACUCUUCAUACAGAAAGAACUUAAGCUAAAAGCCGCAAUGGUAACCAAACACUGUAGGCAACAUAACCUCUACAGUGAGCUUUAGUGACUUACUUACUGUGCCCUCUAACAUAUCUUGGCUGCUUGGUUUGAGGCUAAGCUAAGCAUCAUUCAGACCAGAGUCAGGAGAAGAUUAAUAUUGUAUGCAUUGCAGUAGAAACAUGGAUGGGACAUGUAUAUUCAAAUAUGACACACAUAUCAAUAUAUCCAUAACAACCUGUCUCUUGAGCUUCACAAUCCAACAGUGUCUGGUCCCAUAGCCACUUACAACUCCAAUCCUGUUUCACUCAGUCGCUUGUCCAUUACCAAAUGUGUAUUUCCUCUUUGACUAUACAUUUGCUUUGUCUGUGCUUCCCUCAGGCAGUGGCUGGCUUAUAGCAAACUGUACCAGAGUUUGGAGUUUAGUAGCAGUUGCCUGCUGCAUCAUAUUACAAGUAUUGAGUACCUGUGGGUACAAGGCCGACUGCAGGAUGAGCAGGUAAUGUGUGUGUGUGUGUGUUUGUGUGUCUGUGUGUGAGAGACUGUGUAUACUGUUUUGAAAGCCAAUUUGUUUUUGAUGAUUUGUCUUUCGUCUUGUUUUGUUGUUGUCUCAUGACAUUUAAACAGUAACUUCUUCAAUACUGAAAUUAUACAUGGUUAUUUACUAAAGUUUGAGUUGAAGAUGAAUUCAAAGUGAAUUUUAAAUUUAAAGUCAAUUUAUCGAAACUGGAAAAAGCUUACCAAGCUAACAAAAACAAUUAUUAAUUAAGUUUUUUGUAAAUAUGGGAGGCAAAGCUGGCAUGUAUGGUUAAAGGAACACUAUAGUCACCUAAAUUACUUUAGCUAAAUAAAGCAGUUUUAGUGUAUAGAUCAUUCCCCUGGAAUUUCACUGCUCAAUUCACUGUCAUUUAGGAGUUCAAUCACUUUGUUUCUGUUUAUGCAGCCCUAGCCACACCUCCCCUGGCUAUGAUUCACAGAGCCUGCAUGAAAAAAAACUGGUUUCACUUUCAAACAGAUGUAAUUUACCAUAAAUAAUUGUAUCUCAAUCUCUAAAUUGAACUUUAAUCACAUACAGGAGGCUCUUGCAGGGUCUAGCAAGCUAUUAACAUAGCAGGGGAUAAGAAAAUCUUAAUUAAACAGAACUUGCAAUAAAGAAAGCCUAUAUAGGGCUCUCUUUACAGGAAGUGUUUAUGGAAGGCUGUGCAAGUCACAUGCAGGUAGGUGUGACUAGGGUUCAUAAACAAAGGGAUUUAACUCCUAAAUGGCAGAGGAUUGAGCAGUGAGGCUGCAGGGGCAUGUUCUAUACACCAAAAUUGCUUCAUUAAGCUAAAGUUGUUCAGGUGACUAUAGUGUCCCUUUAAAUCAAAACAGAAAAAAAACAAGUUUUAUUAAAAAAGUUUUAAAAAAAAUAAUAAAUAAUAUGUGCAUAUAUAUUUGGAGCCCCCCGAGAAGCAGAAUUAAAAAGAUGCAUUAACACUACAAAAACGUUCUAACGUUCUAAAAAAAAGAUUAUGGAAAAUCAUCAACAUUUCCUGUUCCUCUUUUUAGCAGCAACUUAAAUGAGAAAGUACUGUUUGCAGUGGCAUCAUUUCGCCCGUCCUGACAGUAAGAGGUUAUGACACAGCUUUUGUUUUUUUUUUCUUGUGGUUCGUGGUUUCUCCAUCAUUUCAUAGAAUCAAACUGCAGUAUUUAUUGCAGAGGCAUAACUAGAACCCAUGGGGCCCCGGUGCAAAAAUUUCCCUGGGGCCCCCCCCGCCCGUGCCACCCUCCUCCCAUAUGUCUAUCGUCCCACUCCCAUACGUAACCCACUCCCCCCACACAUGCAAACAGAUACACAUGUAGACACACACACACGCAUACAGGCACACACACAUACAAACACACAAAUACAUACACACACACACAUAUAAAUGCACACACAUACACACAUACAGACACAGACAGCCAUACACGCACACACAGACAUACACACAGACACACAUACAUUCAGAAACACAGACAGACAGACAUACACACACAUACAUACAGACAUACCAACAGACACACAGACAGACAUACAGACACACUCAUAUACAGACACACAGACAGAUAUACACACACAUACAGACACACAUACACACACAUACAGACAGACAUACACACACUCACAUACAGACAGACAUACACAGACAUACACACACAGACAUACACAUAAAGACAUACACACACAUACAGACACACAAAGACAUACACACACUCACAUAUAGACACUGACAGACAUGCACACAGACAUACACUCACUCCUGGUACCACCACACUGCUGUGGUUAUAGUGCUUGGACUGUUGUGUUAAGGAUAAUUGGUUAGCUACUCUACUCCACAGUCCCACUAUAACAAAUGGAUUUACAACCCGUCCAUAGGAUUCUCGAAGUAUUUCUGCUUCCCUGAAUGUUGGAUAGCAAAGUUUAGCUCAUAUUGCUCUACCAUGCUCUCUUAUCACGUCCAAGUGUCACUUUUCAUUCUUUUGAACAUUUUUAAUUUGACGAAUGUCUUACUUCAUGAAACACUUGUUAAAGGACUUGUGGCAGCUUUGCAAAUCAGAGGUGAUAUCAGCCACAAGGUUCAGUAAGGACUUCAGAUUGUCUUCAUGACUCUGUAGAGAGAAGACUCAAAUGUAACAACAGUGUGUAUGGUAAUGGGCAAGAUAGAGAACAGAUCAUGAGUGGGAAUGACCAACAUAAAAAGUAACAAUGAGCAAUAGAAGUGAUAGCAAAGGAUAAAUAGCCAGAGUGAUCACACAGGUCUUUUUACCCACCUGGAUUAUUGGUUGCAGAUGUUGACGUUUCAUAUGAAACCAUUCAUGGGUUCCAACCUGCAGAUGAGAUAUUAGAAAAUAAAGUUGCCUGCAUUUGGUGUAAUAUUGUCUGAUAAUCUUUUAAAUGAUUUAUAUCAAAAUAAUACAUAUACAAUAUGUCAUCAUUUGAACAUUGCUUAAAUGGACAUACAGUUAGGGGUACUUAGGGUAAAGAGGGGUUUAGAUUGAGGGACUUAGGGUUAGAGGUUAUACCUAUUGGUACUCCUGAAGCAAUGGACUUUAUCGCCCAUUAUUCUCACCUAAUUAAAACUGUGUGCUCUUUCACUGCAUUGUCAUUAUAGCAUUAUUACAAUAAUUAUUGACAGUAACACACACACACUCUAACACACAAACACACACUCUAACACACACACACUUUUUUGUCCUGAAGUCAGUUUUAUUCACUACAAUUUGUUGUUUAUUGAAUAAAAUAGAGAAAAAUAGACACAAUAACCACUAAAAGUAACUAGCAAUUAGCUCUGUUCUCACCGGGAAGUAGUGACCCGUGAUCGAAAGUCUCUAAUUCUGAUAAAUGGAAUACGAGCAGCUGGGAAUGGUUAAAGGACCACUCUAGGCACCCAGACCACUUCAGCUUAAUUGACAGACCACUUCAGUCUCAUUGACAGCCACUAGAGACGCUUGCGUGCUUCUCACUGUGAAAAUCACAGUGAGAGCACGCCAGCGUCCAUAGGAAAGCAUUGUAAAUGCUUUCCUAUGAGACCGGCUGAAUGCGCGCGCAGCUCUUGCCGCGCGUGCGCAUUCAGCCGGCGGGGCGUAACGGAGGCGGAGAGGAGGAGGAGAGCUCUCCGCCCAGCGCUGAAAAAAGGUAAGUUUAAACCCCUUUCCCCCUUCCAGAGCCGGGCGGGAGGGGGACCCUGAGGGUGGGGGCACCCUCAGGGCACUAUAGUGCCAGGAAAACGAGUAUGUUUUCCUGGCACUAUAGUGGUCCUUUAACCCUGCAUUAUAGGGAUAAUGUGCAGAUUGAACUAUAGCUGUCUUUGCAAAGAUUAGAACUGUAACAAUCACAAGGUAACACACAGAUAACUGUGUCUGUAUAAGGCAGUCAAUCUCAAACUGUAAGGGUUACUUAAUGUCUGAAUUGCAAAUUUGGGCAAUGAAUAUUUGCAAAAUGCCUCCUAACAAAAACAAAUAGAUGCUUAGUAAAUUCACAAAGAAUUUCAAAUGUAAGACCAUGGUGGUAGGAAUGUUAAUGUUCAGUGUUUCUGUUUAAGCUCUGUACAUUUAGAGUUAUUGUGCUGGGGGCUAGUUACACAUGGCACAUGCGAAGAGGCGAUUGCAUCACUACCUCUGCCCCCAAAGGAGUGUACCCAUGGAUCCGCCCGAGUUAAAGGAUUACUAUUGUGUCAGGAAAACAAAGUUCCCCCACCCUCAGGGUCCCCCUCUCGUGGCGCUGAAGGGGUUAAAACCCCUUUAGCAGCUUACCUUAAUCCAGCGCCGGGCUCCUUCAGCGCUGGUGACCUCUCCUCCCCAGCCAACGUCAGCUCCCCAGUCCGACGUCAGCGUAGCUGAAUGCGCAUGCGCAUUUAUCAAUGCUUUCCCAUGGACGCUCUGUGCAAUGGAGGCAUAGAGGCUGGCUUAACCCAAUAUGUAAACUUCUAUGUUUGCAUCUGGAGGGUUAAAACCUGAGGGACCUGGCACCCAGACCACUUCAUUGAGCUGAAGUGGUCUGGGUGACUAUAGUGUCCCUUUAAUGGCAGGUCAGCCUAAUGUGAAUACACACCAAGCUGCCUGCCAAUCAUUUUAGCUGGCCCACUGAGGGCAGGUCAUACAGAGAGCCGUGUUUUAGUGCUCUCUGUAAUGCUCUCCUAGUGCCCUUUUGUUGUGCUUGUGCUAUGAUUGUUGGGGAAAGUUCCCUGGUGUCCCCAAAAGUGAGACAGGGAAGUAAGGCAGGACAGAAACCAAAACCAUUACUGUCCUGCUGGAAUUGGGCAGUUGGGAGGCAUUUUAUCAUGCCGUCAGUUCUUCUGUUUCACUAUCAAACUAUAGCAAUAAUUUACCUUUUGUUAUUUCCCCAUAUCUUCCUGUAUUACUGUGCCUGCCCAGCACCACUCACAAUAAAAACUCUGUUUUCCAUACAGAAAGCUGAACUGUCAGAGUCUUUUGAGUCACUAUUGCAAUAUGGUAUAUCGCUGCUGAAGAAGUAUCGCAUUAUGUUCCCACUUUCAGCACCACGGUCCCUUGAACGCUUGCAGGGUCUGCUAAGGUUAGUAACCAAGUGACCUGUAUUGGUCUUUUUGACAUUAUGUAUUUGUAUUAUCUUGUCUUCAAGCUUCAUAUCUACUAGGCAAAAAAAACCUUAUUUUUACUUUAGAUUUAACCUUUUCUUUCACAUGUUCUUUGUUUUACCUCUUAUUCUUAUGCAUGAUAUUAGAUAAGUAUUGAUUCUAUAUUUAAAACUAGUCAAUAUACACAAUCUGAGUCAUUUAAGACAAAUUUUUUAUUAGUAUCUGUAUAAUGUAGAUCUAUGUGCCUAACUCUUGGAAUUGGACCCAAGUUCAAUAGAUUAUUCUAUUUUAUUCCCUCCUCCGUUAGAUGCUCACUCAGUCUCCAUUCCUUCAAAAAAUCGUUAAAAACCCACUUCUUCAUAAAAGCUUAUCACUUAAACUGUUAAUAGCUCCCGACUGAUUCCUCUUCUGCAACUGUCAUUAGUCUAAUACUAUCCUUACCUUUUUGUGUCAUUUUACCCCACUCCCUUUAGCAUGAAAGCUUAUUGACCAGGGCCCUCAACCCCUCUGUUCCUGUGUGUCCAACUUGUCUGGUUACAACUACAUGUCUGUUCGUCCACCCAUUGUAAAGCGCUGCGGAAUUUGACGGCGCUCUAUAAAUAUCAUAAUAAUAAUUUUAGUAAGCCCCCAAUGGUCAGAAAUUACACGUCAUAUUCACUAGACCUCUUUCAACUGUUCUCAUUAAAUUGAAUAUUGUAAGAGAAAUGCAGCCAUUUCUCAGUGCAAUAGAAAAAGCCUAAUCAAGGCAUUCUAUUUGCUUUAUUUUGUAAAUUAUAUAGCAGUUGGACAUUGGGUCGCCAAGCUAAUGCCAUGUAUGCUGUUCGGGUUGCUUUGAAACCUUGAGUUUGUAGGAGGCAGGCUUCCUUCUAUAAAAUGAUCAGAUGUGAGCUUGUGGUUUACUGUACAAUUGUAUGUAAAUGUAAAAUAACGCAAUGAAGAUGCAUAUACCAAGACCUCCGAAAAGCUAUUCUUACUACAAAUCGGUAUCAAAGGGGAAAAAACACAGCUUAUGCCCUGGAACCUGGCUAUUAUCAACUUUGAGUCAAACAGAGAGAGCUCUUUAUCAGUAUAUGAUUUUCAUGGUUUAUUCUGAGAAUUGAACUUCCUUUUAAGCAUAUUGUUUUUCUUCUUUUCAAACCUUCACCAUCCGUCAUUUUUUGCCACUCUUGUUUAGUUCAUUUUUGCUGUAUUUUGUUUCCUCUCUUCUUACUUCUCACCAGAGCUGGAUUUAGGUUGUCCAAUAUGUAAGAUUUGGGCCUUCUCCAAGAGCCCUGGGCUCUGUUUAUGUGAGCAUUGUGUGCGUUUAUGGUGGCUAAAUGUUGUGUGUGUGUGUAAGAGAGUGUGUAUAGUGGCUGAGUAUUGUGUGUGAGUAGGACACUAAGAACUGUAUGGGUGUGGGGAGCUUUUCUUCCCCCAACCUGCUCACUUUUUGUGAGGAGGAGGUAUUAUCCCCGGUGGUUAAUUUUGGGUGCCUUGUAGUCUGCACCAAUAUCAGGUGCAGAUCACUUUUAGAGCUCCCUCAUGGUCUGACACUCAGUCAGUGAUUCAGAGCACUUGCUCUUACUCAGGACCAUGAGGGAGCACCAAUGUGAUCUACAUCCGGUAGACGUGCAGACCACAAAGUUCCCUCGAGCAUGUGAGGGGGCACAGGGCCGAGCAGGGAGAUAUUUUGAUCUCCCUGUCGGGUGAAGGAGGGCCCCCUCAUAGCUUUUCAGGAAAAUAACAUCUACUUGUCAUAAUUUUCAUCAGCUUCUUUCAUUUUCCAUAUUCAUUUUUCAUAUAUUUUUUUUUUCAGUCAUCUUUCUCAAUCCACUUAACAUUUUGUAUCCUUGUAGGGUACUCAUUCAAAUGUGUAAGACCAAAGCAUUCCGUGAGAUGUGCUCUUUGACCCCGACUCUACAAGAACAAGUGUCCGAGGCCAUUAAGGUAACAAGGAGAACACUUCCUCAGAGUCCACUAUGCUAAAAACAAAUGCAAACUUAUGUAAGAAAGUUCUUGAGGCACUAAACCAAAAGUAAAAUGACAAAUCCUUUGAAAGGGAGGCUGUAGCAUUGUCCAGAGUUAUGCAGUCUAUAGCCUUUCUCUGUGCUAGCACCACAGCUACUCCAAGGGGCUGGUGCCCUGGGCCAGUGAUCUCUCAGAUCUUCACCCUUGUGCAGUGAUUGAUUCUGCUUUGCAAACAAUGACAUUUCUGCCUGCAGCCUCCAUUGUGGAAAUAACCAGCAAAAUUCUCCGUAGAGAGUGUUAAACCAGGCCCUCCAAAUCAAGACAUGUUCGCUAAAUUCUAAUGAAUGCCCAAAAUGUUUGCAUGGGAAAGAAAGAAAAGCAACAUUGCAAACCAGAUUUUGCAAUGUUCCUUUAAGCUUACACCCCUCUGGGCCAUAUUUAGUUUACUGAGGGAAGGCAAGUGGGAGCCUUUGCUAGAGAAAAAGCACUACUUAUGUUUUAAUAGAUCACAGGCAGCAUUACAUUUUGAUUGGAUGGGAAUUUCCCUCCAUAAAACCAAAUAUACUAAUUUCUACAAAAUGGUCCCCCCUUAAUCCCUUACUUGCCAAGAAUGAUGUGCCAUGAAUUUAAAUUUACAUUCCAACAUGGAUCCUAACCUCCUAAAUACCUUAUUUGACCUUACAUUACUAAUAGUAGACAAGACCAGGACACACAUUAUUAAUAAACUAAUCCUUACGUCCUGACAAAGCACACUACUGCUGGGGAUCAUAGACAAAGGCAUCUUUAUCUAAAUAUACUAUGUUUUUCAUCAGUGUUGUUUAAAUUUAAAGAUGUUUAUUGAAAUUAUUUUAUUUGAUAUGUCUCGUGUCAUUGUAAUAAUGCUAUAAUGACAAUGCAAUGAAAGAGCACACAGUUUUAAUAAUGGGUGAUAAAGUCCAUAGCUUCUGGAGUACCAAUAGGUAUAACCUCUAACCCUAAGUCCCUCAAUCUAAACACCCCUUUACCCUAAGGACCCCUAACUGGAUAUCCGUUUGAGCAAUGUUCAAAUGAUGACUUAUAUUGCAUAGGUAUUAUUUUGAUAGAAAUUAUUUAAAAGAAUAUCAGACAAUAUUGCACUAAAGGCAGGCAACUCUAGUUUCUAAUAUCUCAUCUGCAGGUUGGUACCCAUGAAUGGUUUCAUAUGAAACGUCAACAUCUGCAACCAAUGAUCCAGGUGGGUAAAAAGACCUUUGCUAUCACUUCUAUUGCCAAUUGUUACUUUUUAUGUUGGUCAUUCCCACUCACUAUCUGUUCUCUAUCUUGCCCAUUACCAUACACACUGUUGUUACAUUUGAGUCUUCUCUCUACAGAGUCAUGAAGACAAUCUGAAGUCCUUACUGAACCUUGUGGCUGAUAUCACCUCUGAUCUGCAAAGCUGCCACAAGUCCUUUAACAAGUGUUUCAUGAAGUAAGACAUUCGUCAAAUUAAAAAUGUUCAAAAGAAUGAAAAGUGACACUUAGACGUGAUAAGAGAGCAUGAUAGAGCAAUAUAAGCUAAACUUUGCUAUCCAACAUUCAGGGAAGCAGACAUACUUUGGGAAUCCUAUGGACUGGUUGUAAAUCCAUUUGUUAUAGUGGGACUGUGGAGUAGGGUAGCUAACCAGUAAUCCUUAACUCAACACUCCAAGCACUAUAACCACAACAGUGUGGUGGUUCUCAGGAGUUCCCUGGGGCCUCCAUUGUAAGCAGUCAAACAGUUUUAAAGAUUCUUAUUACUUUGGGUCCAUUGGACGCUACUUCCUGGCUUAACCUCUGAUGAUGGAGAGUCAGAAGCUCCUAAGAAGAAGCUUAUAGUGGCUCCUCUGAGCUAAGCCCAGCAGUAGAGUGCCAGCUUGUUGACUGAUCAUUCUAGCCCAAUGUGCUGAAAUGCACCACUGGAUUUAGCUCAAGCAGACUUUCCAGCACUCUCACUGCAGUAGUGAAGGGAGGGAGUGGUUCCAUUUGGACCCCAGGUAAGAAAUCAAACCAUGCCAGACAGUUUGCAGUACUUGCAGUGUUCCUAAAGAAGAAAUUCCUUUGUAGUUAUUUCUUCCAAAGGUGAAAUUAAACUGUAAAGCUCUAUGUAGCUUAUGGUACAUACAUUGUAUAAUAAUUUGUUACUUCCGUCCCAGCACUAUUAAGGUGGAUAUAUUCAGUCUGGCAUUCCUGGAGCUGCAGGAACUGGUAUGUAAAACAAUUCAAAUGCUUUCUAUAAAUACUUUUUACUGCUCUCCAACUGGUACUCAACAUGCUAAGCUUCUCUACACCUUUUUUGUCUCCUGUGCCUUCUGUGAUUAUGUGUCUUGUCAUCCAUCAGGUUUCCGAGCACUUACUUAGUCAGCUGCCACCCAUAGAGAAGGGGUCUCAACCUCCACUGUCUGAGCUCCUGUAUCAGCUAUACCUCACCCUGCGAGAGCUCUAUCAGCUUCACAUCCACCAAAGCACGAGGUAAAGAAUCACCAACAUAAGGAAUGGAUCGUACUAUAUUCUGACAAAUAAAGCAGGUGACUCUGUCAUAGAAAAUUACCUUGUUACACAUGUAAAGAACGCUAGUCACAGUAAGCUGAAAACCUGAAGAAUCAAACAUCUUAGAUGUUUAAGUAGACCUUUUGAUACUGUAUAUUGGAACCCCUGUUAACUCUUUAUUAGCAUUGGUGAAAAGCAGAACAUUUUCAUUUCUGUUUCUUCAGUGAUGAGCAGCUCCAUUUGUCGCAAUUCCAUCGCUGGUUUGUGGAGUUAUUGCCCAGCUGGCUGCUGAAAGCAUACAAUACCGCAAAGGAGAGAGUGCAAAGAGCUGUACAAAUAGAUCAGGUGAGCAGAUGUCAUGGUGAAUGCUAAUUGUGGCGACUCUCAGAGUUAAACAAGGUACUAAUCCUACAGACCCACAGGGAAGGUUCGUCACGAUCACGAGACACAUAGGGCCCCAAAAAUAUGCGCUCACAUCCAUAUACACACCUACCACCCCAUGUGGCACAUUCUGGCAGUCCUUCUGAGCACAUCUAUCACUUUUCCCUAUCCAUCACUUAAUAGUCAUGUGUGUGUGUGUGUGGGGGGGAAUUACAAUGCAACACUAUCACCGACACUAUCGACAGGCACUGAUCCAGAAUACAGAGAUGCAAUACGCCCCUAACAGCCAAAUCAGACAAACUAUUCGCUUCAUUCAGAGCAACUAUGCAACUACCAGAUGCCUGUAGAAUUCAACACCCCGCUAUGAAGGACUACACAUUUUUCUCCCACCCCCACCAAUCCCAUUAUAGAAUCGACCUCUUCUUGGUCUCCCCCUCUCUUAUGCUGUCGAUCACUUCCACCUCUGUGGGCUCCAAAACAUGGUCAGACCAUGCAGAUAUUACCCUUGUGUUAGACAUCCCUGAUACAGUGAGACCUUGGUCGUUGUGCCUCAACUCCACACUCCUACACAACCCACAAACUAGAGAAUCCAUCCAAAAGGCAAUCACUGAGUACUUUACUAUAAAUCAGGGCUCUGCAUCCUCUCAGAGCACCCUUUGGGCAGCACACAAAACUGUCCUGCGGGGCACUAUCAUAGGCAUAGCAACUGCACACAAGAAGCAAAAAUUAGAACACACCCUCCAACAGCUAUGGUCGCUCAAAAUCAAACUCAAACAAAACCCAGCCCCAGAACUAAUUACCCAAAUCGCUAGCUGCCAAAAGGUUGUUAAGGACUUCAUGGCUAAAGAUGGCUUACAGUGGUCUAAACAACUCUUUUAUGAAAAAUCCAACAAAGCAGACACCCUUUUAGCCCAGAGGCUAAAACAGAGUACAACACACAAACAUACAAAAUCCACUUUCCGACCGGAAAGGUGUGCAAACAACCAAAACAAAUAGCGGACAUCAUCCAACGAUACUUCACCUCGCUCUAUGACCACAACCCACAUGCCUGCCGGGACCCGGACACAAUUACAACCCAAACCGAAAGAUACUUGGCCUCCAUUUAGCUACCCUCCCUCCCCCAAUGCCACUAUUAAUAGCAACACCCACCACCCCAGAAGAGGUAGCCAAAACUAUACCAACUUUAAAAACUAAACAAAAACAGAAAACAUGGAUAAUCCACCAAAAUGGAAUCCACGGUGUGUCAAGAGAACUCCAUAGGGGGUAACCCUUGGAGAUAAAUGCAAAACGUUGAAAGUGAUCCCUGGCCGAAGAACGCCACAGGAACACAGUAAGAGUUCUCUGGGUAUUGUGAUUACAAUAAAAAUAAAAAAUCUCUUUAUUAUAGGGUAAAAGUUCCCCAAAAAAGUAAAUAAAACUUAAUGAAAAACUAACACACACUAGAGAGAAUAGAUGGAAAGAGGAGAAUGAGAUGAGAAUAAAGUGAUAGUAUAAAGUCUCUCUCUUAAAGAUAUAUCUAGCAGUCUGGGUAGAAACUAUCCUGUAUAACAGGGUAUAGCAGUCUCCAAAUGUUCGCCUAAAAUGUUAAAUAUGGAUACAAAGUAUCCUCUAAAUGAACGGCAGCUGGUAAGCAUCAAAAAAAAAAGAAAAAAGAAACUGAACUAUCUGUUGACCAGGAUGUCGGACUAAAUACACUGUUGUAGCCUGUGCUCUCCCUAGAGACUCCACAUGUGUUCUUUUGAUUUUAUAGAGUCAUUUAUUAUUUAGAUUUUAUUAAACAUAUUCUGUUGAAGUACUGUAAAUGUAUGAUUGUAAACAUCAUAUGAUAAAAUUCUGAUCAAACUUAGACAAUGCUUAUUAAAUAUUGCCCAUAUUUUUGGAUAAGUCACACAAUAGAUCCUAAGGUAUAUUGUGUGAUUUGGGCUUCCCCUAUGUAUGGCUUUAAGCACUUGUGUGUCGGGACCAUUCUCCGAUAUCCCCGAGUAAAAAUCAUGGAGGGGUGGCUUUCCAUUCACAUAAGAAAGAUCCCGCCCAAAGAAACGCCUACUGGGCGUGUUUAGUAUAAUCAGGACGGAUACGUGAGAUCCGUUAAUUUUGGCGGGAAUCACGGGGACAGCAAUGAUUGGUCUAAGCCACAUACCCGAAUAGGUAUAUAAGCAAACACCCAGCCAGUACCUCGUUUACCUUUGACAAAGGCGCUCGGGUAGCGCCGAAACGUGCGUCAGGACUUAUGCCUUAUUUUUAAUCACAGCACUUUUAUUUAUGCACUUUAGGAGGUAGAGAGUAUGGAUGGAGAUAUUUGAGAUAUUUAUUUAGAGUAGUGGGUAGUUUCGACAGACGGACAAGGAUAGCUCCAGCGUAUGACAAUGUGGAGUCUCUAGGGAGAGCCCAGGCUACAACAGUGUAUUUAGUCCGACAUCCUGGUGAACAGAUAGUUCAGUUUCUUUUUUUUUUUUCUUUUUUCUUUUGAUGCUUACCAGCUGCCGUUCAUUUAGAGGAUACUUUGUAUCCAUAUUUAACAUUUUAGGCGAACAUUUGGAGACUGCUAUACCCUGUUAUACAGGAUAGUUUCUACCCAGACUGCUAGAUAUAUCUUUAAGAGAGAGACUUUAUACUAAGAUUUGCUUGUUAUGAUACUUUUUAGUAUCACUUUAUUCUCAUCUCAUUCUCCUCUUUCCAUCUAUUCUCUCUAGUGUGUGUUAGUUUUUCAUUAAGUUUUAUUUACUUUUUUUGGGGAACUUUUACCCUAUAAUAAAGAGAUUUUUUAUUUUUAUUGUAAUCACAAUACCCAGAGAACUCUUACUGUGUUCCUGUGGCGUUCUUCGGCCAGGGAUCACUUUCAACAUUUUGCAUUUAUCUCCAAGGGUUACCCCCUAUGGAGUUCUCUUGACACACCGUGGAUUCCAUUUUGGUGGAUUAUCCAUGUUUUCUGUUUUUGUUUAAUCUAUCUAUUCAUAGAGGUUUUAAUACCAUUCAAGUGUGUCUACAUAUAUACCCUAUUACAGAGUGGAUAUAGAUUUCAAACAUGGCCAAUUUUUUAUCCCAAUUGACAGACCCAAAUCAGUGGUGUACGGAUGUGGAGUCAGUCUUUUCAGAUAAAGACAUGACUUACCUACCAGAGCAAGAUAAUAUAAAUCAUAAAUUUAGAAUUCUAUCAAACUUAUGUAAACAACAAAUUAGAUUGGGUUGGGAAGUGAUGUCUUUACAAAAAUAUCUUGGUAAAUCAAUGAUACCAAGAGGACUAAGGAUCCAGACCAUCCCCAAUAUUGAGAUGGAUGAUCCAGUUCUCCUAAAAGAAUGGGAAGAAGCGGCGGAUGUCUGUUCAAAGAAAUUCAUGGACAUUCUAGUUAGAUUCGAGUCAGAUAGGCUGAAAAAGGUCGAUGAUAAAGUUAAGACAGCAGUAGAAGGUAUACAGAGCUGCAGGGAUGAUCCCUCCUUCUCAGGUCAAGAACAGAGACUUCAACAGAACCUUAAUAAAUAUCAAAACACUAUUAAGAGUCGUAAACAUGGAAAAUUUCUGAGAGACAAUGAAGAUUACAGAAAAGGUAGGGUCUAUAGAAGGUUCAGAAAAACUACAAGAGUAGAUUCUGAUCAUUAUGCCACUUCUGAUUAUGAGACAUCAGACACGGAUAGUGAACAAACUCCGGCCCCCACGGUAAAUUGGAAUCCACAAACCAAUAAGAGCAUAUUAAAGAAAGGUGUGACUUUUUUAGGGCAGAACCCCCGGGAGGGGGAUGUACAAACUCACAGACAGACCAGGAACAGGGGAAGAGCACGCAGACGCUACUAAAAAAUGAUAUGAGGGUUAUAAACCUGUCUGACAUUAUUCUUACAUCAACACAGAUGGAGGUACUGAUGAGAGGUUUAUCAUUCGUACCAAUCCCCCCAUUCAACCACUUUGAAUGGAUAAAAGAUGUAAACUUAUUUGGCAGACGUUUGGCCCUACACAAAUUUUUCAAAAUAAGAGAUGAAAAAAGGGCCAAAGAACUAGGUUUUAACCCAAGAGAAUAUCAAUGUCUGCAAGAACUAGUCUCUCUAUUAGAGAAUAAUGACACCAAUAUUACAGUAUCCUAUACCGAUCUUCGCCCUAAAAGCAGAUUUACACCUAACCUUAGAGAUUACAAGAAUAUUGACAUGUUUGUGGACUCUACCACAAAGAUGAUCAAAAAAAUCAAUACAGAUGUAUUAACAGUUAAAUCUAGAGGUAAUCUCUCAAGGUUAGAAUGGAAGGCACUUUGUGAUCUCAAAGAUAAUGACGAUCUCGUCAUUAAACCCGCCGACAAGGGGGGGAACAUUGUAUUAAUGAAUAGACAGCAUUACAUACAAACAGCUGAACGUAUCCUCCAUGAUGAUCAAACAUAUAGAUUACUUACGUCAAACCCUUCACUUAGAUUUCAAAGGGAAUACAAGACCCUUUUAGAUCAAGCCUUUGAUCAGGGUAUACUAACUAAAGAGGAAUAUGCUAGUAUCUUCAUUAAAAAUCCAACAGUGUCUACGUUUUAUUGCCUUCCAAAAAUACACAAGCAAUAUGAGAUACUUACAGCAAGACCAAUAGUAUCAGGGUCCAACAAUCUUACGAGUAAAGGAAGUAUAUACGUGGACAAAAUCUUACGUCCCUUUGUGGAAGAAUUACCAUCUUACCUAAAAGACACCAAGGACACUUUGAAGUGUCUAGCAUCAUUAAAAGCACCCGAAGGGGCAGUACUUUGUAGUUUAGAUGUGGAGGCAUUAUACUCCUCCAUACCACACUCAAGUGGUAUUGACCACGUUGAAUAUUUCCUAAUGAAAAGGGGUUUGGAACAUAUGGUCCAUACUAAAUUUGUACUAGAUCUUUUACGAUUCAUAUUGACCCACAAUUUCUUUCUCUUCCAAGAUAAGUACUACCACCAGGUGCAGGGAACAGCUAUGGGAACAUCUUGUGCUCCAGCAUAUGCUAACCUGCACCUGGGAUGGUGGGAAAAUAAGAUUGUCUUCUCAGAUGUACAUAAAGAAUAUACCGACCAUAUUUACUUAUGGAAAAGGUAUAUAGACGAUAUUUUAGUGAUUUGGACUGGAACUAAGGACUCUUUUGUGGAGUUUGUAGAUAAAUUGAACAUGAACAACUUCAAUCUCAAAUUCACCAUGGAGCUGGGUGAUCAAACACAACUUCCUGGAUUGUACAUUGACACUAACAGAGAGUCAGGAGGUGAAAACUACCCUCUACCGCAAACCCACAUCAACAAAUAACAUGCUUAGGUGGGAGAGCCAUCAUCCUAUCCCCCUGAAAAGAGACAUUCCAGUAGGUCAGUAUCUAAGACUGAGAAGAAACUGUUCUUCCCUUGAGGAUUUUCACUGUAAGGCCUUAGAAUUAAGGCAGAGAUUCAAAGAAAGAGGCUAUCCUGGUAGAUGCCUUAAGCAAGCGUACCAAAGAGCUCUGAAAUGCGACCGCGAGACCCUGUUACAGAAUACUAUAAAACAACAGUCUAAACAGAUUAGAUGCAUAGCUAAUUUUGAUGCAGGUUGGGAAGAUGCAAAAAAGAUCAUAGGGCGCUUUUGGCCACCCCUAACUCAAGACUCACAUCUUUGCGAUAUGGUCUCAUCUAAAGUAUCCAUUACGGCCAGAAGGGGCAAAAACAUCAGGGAAAUAUUAGUGCCCAGUCACCUUUCAACAUCAGGCAAAAUAAUAAAAAAUAGUUGGAUUACAGUGCAUGGCACAUAUCAGUGUGGUAAAUGUGUGGCAUGCACUUAUAUUGCCAAAGGUUCUAAAACUCUUACUGACUCCACGAACACCAUAAUAAUGCCCAUUAAAGAUUUCUUUAAUUGUAACACCUCAGGUAUGAUCUACUUACUAACGUGUAAGUGCGGCAUGAAAUACGUGGGCAAGACUAUACGCCCGUUUAAGAGACGUAUAAUGGAGCAUAUACAUUCGGUGACCUCAAAGAGAGACACCCCUGUUGCUAGGCAUGUGAGACUCAACCAUAUGGAUACACCCAAAUGCAUAAAAUUUGCAGGUAUUGAAAAAAUCAAUAUGGGAAGAAGAGGAGGUGACUUGGAUCAGAUGUUGUUAAGAAGGGAAUGUUUCUGGAUCCACAAGUUUGAUACCUUAUCCCCCAAGGGACUAAAUGAGGGGUUCACAUUUACUCCAUUUAUUGACCCUUCAUAGGAAUUUAUACUCUGUAAUUAUGUUCUUCUUAUAUGAUCUAUGUAAAUAUGUAUAUAUGUGGGUUCUUUUGUGGUUUCUUAUAUGAUAUUGAAUAUAAGCUUUUUAUAUAUAGAGGUGUGAAUAGGAGGUUAGGUACAGCUGGAUAAUUCUAUAGGUAUAUACCUUUAAUAUUUAGAAAUAGGGGUUUACAUCAUCGUUUGGAGAUAUAAGGAUAGUAGGAUCAUGAUAGAUCAUGUGAUACCUAGUACUCUAAUUACUUUAUGUGCUCUUUUGAUUUUAUAGAGUCAUUUAUUAUUUAGAUUUUAUUAAACAUAUUCUGUUGAAGUACUGUAAAUGUAUGAUUGUAAACAUCAUAUGAUAAAAUUCUGAUCAAACUUAGACAAUGCUUAUUAAAUAUUGCCCAUAUUUUUGGAUAAGUCACACAAUAGAUCCUAAGGUAUAUUGUGUGAUUUGGGCUUCCCCUAUGUAUGGCUUUAAGCACUUGUGUGUCGGGACCAUUCUCCGAUAUCCCCGAGUAAAAAUCAUGGAGGGGUGGCUUUCCAUUCACAUAAGAAAGAUCCCGCCCAAAGAAACGCCCACUGGGCGUGUUUAGUAUAAUCAGGACGGAUACAUGAGAUCCGUUAAUUUUGGCGGGAAUCACGGGGACAGCGAUGAUUGGUCUAAGCCACAUACCCGAAUAGGUAUAUAAGCAAACACCCAGCCAGUACCUCGUUUACCUUUGACAAAGGCGCUCGGGUAGCGCCGAAACGUGCGUCAGGACUUAUGCCUUAUUUAAUCACAGCACUUUUAUUUAUGCACUUUAGGAGGUAGAGAGUAUGGAUGGAGAUAUUUGAGAUAUUUAUUUAGAGUAGUGGGUAGUUUCGACAGACGGACAAGGAUAGCUCCAGCGUAUAACAAUGUGGAGUCUCUAGGGAGAGCACAGGCUACAACAGUGUAUUUAGUCCGACAUCCUGGUGAACAGAUAGUUCAGUUUCUUUUUUUUUUUUUUCUUUUUUUUUUUGAUGCUUACCAGCUGCCGUUCAUUUAGAGGAUACUUUGUAUCCAUAUUUACCAUUUUAGGCGAACAUUUGGAGACUGCUAUACCCUGUUAUACAGGAUAGUUUCUACCCAGACUGCUAGAUAUAUCUUUAAGAGAGAGACUUUAUACUAAGAUUUGCUUGUUAUGAUACUUUUUAGUAUCACUUUAUUCUCAUCUCAUUCUCCUCUUUCCAUCUAUUCUCUCUAGUGUGUGUUAGUUUUUCAUUAAGUUUUAUUUACUUUUUUUGGGGAACUUUUACCCUAUAAUAAAGAGAUUUUUUAUUUUUAUUGUAAUCACAAUACCCAGAGAACUCUUACUGUGUUCCUGUGGCGUUCUUCGGCCAGGGAUCACUUUCAACGUUUUGCAUUAAACUUUAAAAACUAACAAAACUGUUUGGACACUAUAGACCGAUUUCAUUACUCAAUGUGGACAUCAAACUGUUCACCAAAAUCCUGGCCAACAGAUUAAACCCCUUUCUUCCUAAACUGAUUCACCCAGACCAACAUCAGAUGAACAUUUGAUCUCAUAUGGUUUGUAAAUUACAGGCAAAUCCCAACUCUCAUCCUGUCGCUCGAUGCCGAGAAGGCAUUCGACUGGCUACUGUGGCCAUUCCUUUUCACAACCCCCACAUCCUUUUCUGAAUGCUCUUCAUACGAUAUAUUCUUUACCCACUGCAAACCUGCUCCUCCCUCUUACCUAUCCCCCCUCAUUUCAAAUAUACAAUGGCACGUGCCAAGGCUGCCCUCUCUCCCCCAUCCUCUUUGCUCUUUCCCUCAAACCACUGCUACAAUCCCUUCAGAACAACGACAAGAUCAAGGGCAUCAUGAUCUGAAACAAAGAAUUUUGACCUAUUGCUGACCCUUACUUCCAUACCCCGAUGCUUAAUGUGCUACAGGAUUAUGCGAUGGUCUCCGGAUACAGCCAAUAGAGAAAAUGUAUCCAUACUUACUGUAAUUUUCUUUUCCUGGCCAUUAUUCAUGGUAGCAUUUAACUAAUGGGUUAGCUCCUCCCUCUAGCCAAUAGGACAGGAAUUUUUUUUUUUUUUUAACAAUUCAGUGGUCAGGUAUAUAAGGAUCCUAGUCAGCCCAAGUUCCUCAGUCAAGUAACAAGCAUGUCCCCAAAGUGGGAGGGAAAAUUAAAUGCUGCCUUGAAUAAUGACCAGGAAAAGAAAAUGAUUGUAAGUACGGAUACAUUUUCUCUUUUCCUGGCUAAUCACAGCAGCAUUUAACUAAUGGGAAUACCCAAGCAGUAAAAACUACAGGGAGGGUAAUCAUGCCAAAUAUGUAUUAAACAUGAGCUGAAUUCAAAACAGAGAGACCAAAUUGAGAAUCAGCCACAGAGGCAACAUCCAGCCUGUAGCGGCUUCUCCUUUGUGUGAAACCUAAGGAAUGAUGAACAAUUGCUUGAAUUUCCUCCAAUCAGCAGUAUGUUGAAUGUAAGAUGGCAAGCAACACUUAAGAUCCAGUAAAUUACACCUUUCUUCUUUAGGAGAGGAAGGUUCAGGAAAGUAAUCUGGUAGGAGUAUUUCCUGGUUAAAAUGAAAGGACGUGACCUUGCAUAAGAAUUCAGGCCUCGGACGGAGGAUUACACGUCAUGAAGGAAGCAUACACAAGGCUCUUCAAAAGAGACUGCUUUAAUAUCCACAAUUCUCCUGGCUGAAACUAAAGCAAGCAGAAGCAACGUCUUUUGAGAAAGCAUGGUGACAGAAACUUCUAUUGGUUUAAAAGGAGAGCCAGUAAGAGCGUGCAAAACCAAAGGAAGAUCCCAAGGAGCUGUAAAGGUACGGAUCGUAGGCCUGAGUCUGAUUACUGCCUUAAAAAAAAUGAAUCACCAUCGGAUCUUCAGCCCAUCGUAUUCCUGAUAUGGCUGAUAAUGCUGAACAAUGCACCUUAAGCGGUUUGAGGCUGAGGCCUUUAUCCAGUCCGGAUUGCAAAAAUCUCAAGACUUGCAUAACUGAAACCUCUCCCAAGGAAUGUACUUCUUUCUUCAGCGAGUCCGCAAAUGUUUGCCAUAUCUUGUGAUAAGUGUAAGAAGUAGAAUUUUUCCUAGAACAUAACAGAGUAGAUACAACUUGUUCCGGAAUACCUUUAGAGAUUAGGAAUUGCCUCACAAGAGCCAGGCCCGUGUGUUUCUGGAUGUCGAAGAAGACCCUGGAACAACAGAUCCUCUGAAACCGGUAGAUCCCAAGAAUAUGAAUAAUGAAUAAAUCAAAAAUGAAUUUACUUCCUCACUUUUUGUACUUAUUUCAAGCCCUACCAAUCCCCAUAUCUAUGCCUGACUUUAAAACCUUGCAAACGCAUAUGGACAAGUUCAUCUGGGCCAACAAGCAAGCCAGGAUCAAGAGAGUGACUCUCUACAUCCCAAGUAGGCCGGGUGGACUAGGACUACAUCACUUUACACAUCAUUACUUUCAUGCUGCGCAAAUUACACAAAUCCAACACUUACACGUCCCCUACGGGAUCAAAAGGUGGGUAGACCUAGAACACAUUAUCUUUGUAAGAGACUUCCCUUCCUUGUACAUCUGGCUACCAAAAGACACAAGAUAUCCAAUGCCCAAUACCACUUUCCACACUUUUAAGACAAUGACUUAAUUCAUCAAUUUUUUUUCUCCAACCUACAACCUAUUCCAUUCUCAGAGCUCCCACAAUUACCUCACUCACAACAUAUGAUCACUUUCGUUAUCUCCAACUCUGGAGCUUCUUGGAGGUUCCUAUUAACAAAAAAGGGAGGCAGGUGUAACCAUCCACAACUUCCUUGAAAAAUCUAGCAUUCAAAACCCACUCCAAAAGGGACCAAUAUACAUAAUGUACUCCCUCAUUAUCACCACACUCACAGAGGGUUCACUGUCGAAUAUGUCAGAAUACUACACACCAAUAUAAUAUUAGAUCCAUGGAUGUGGCUACUCCCUAAGCCACAUAAAGACAACCUAAGAGCGCAAAACAAACUGAUCGCGUAUAUAGCUCUAGCCACUAGACGAGCAAUCGUGGAAAGAUGGGUAGACCAGAAAUACCCAUAUUAGAAAUAGUAAAAGCCAAGGUAGAUGAGGCUAGGAAGAUGGACAAACUUUACGCCCUUAUCUACGGCACCACUAAACUUCUCGACAAAAUUUGGGACCCCUGGAUAUUUGAAUUCCCAAUCCUACCUAGAGACCCCGAACCGGCGACGAGGGACAACCCCCCCUACUCUUCUUUCCCUCCCCCCAUUUUUUUCUCUGUUAUCCUCCCACUUUCUAUUCCCCCGCCCCCCCGCUACCCCCAUCAGUGCCUAUUCCACUCUAGGACAACUUCAUGCCCGAUACUGCUCUUUAACAGACACUAGAUUCACCAGUACCGAUUCCGGCCUCCUGCACUCUACAGAAGGCACAUUACAACACUACUACCAAUGACAAAAGAUGGAUUAAACCUCCACACUGCGUGGAUAGACACCGUUCAUUCACACCCGUAUACACUUAGACCACACACCACCAAGACAUCAACACCUACUUACCUACAUAGAUAAUUAAUGUCGAAAUGAGAUUGGGCACAACCAGAUGGACAAACAUAUCGAACUGGCCACUAAUGCUUUUUGACCCACCCGGAAAACGUAUGCCACCUAACAACCGGGAAUAGCUUACGAGCGACUGAUGAAUCCACAGUUGCAUAUAUGUAGCAAUUUCCUCAUCUACACACAUCCACCCUAGGAUGUAUCUCAAGUUGUAAUUACAUUGUUAUAUUGUACUGUUAAAUUCUCUGUACUUGAUGACUGUUACCACGCUCCUUGAAAACGAGCGCUAUCCGUCUAUAACACUACUGUCUCUCAAGAUAACCUAUGCAAGACUUUAUCUAACUGACCAAUAUAUGUCACCGGUCAUCUACUGUUUAACUUUUGUUUUUAGUUUUUUGCUUUCCCAUUUGCUUUCCCAUUCCCUGUAUAUUGAUUUGUAUCAUUCGGUCACUGCAAACUUAUCGACAAUGUAUGGAAAACAAAAUAUAAACCCAGUAUUAAUCCACCUUUUUUCCCUCCCAGCGCUGGUCUUUUCACUAAUGGUCCCCCUCUUUGGCUGAAGAUCAUCAAGAUCGAUGAUCUCAGCCAAUGCAAUGUUUUCCCAUUUUCACAUGGGAGAGCAUUGGGAGGCUGGUGUGCAGGCAAAGCAAAAUGCCUAUCUGCACCAAUCAGGAAAUCACCUGACUAAUAUAGCAGAUUUUUACUCUGCUGUUUUAUGGAAGCACCUCUGGUACCAAAAAGAAAUCUUGGUACCAAGUCACCUGUCAACACCCAGUACAAACAGAAACUGUAUUACAGUGAAUGGAACAUAUCAAUGUGGACGCUAGGACGCUUUGUAACGUGUCGCUACAUAGCCAAGGGAUCUAAAGUAUUAACCAACUCAUCCGGCACUGUGGAUAUCCCCAUCAAACAGUUUUUCAACUGUAACACCUUUGGUGUGGUGUACCUGCUGAUAUGUGAGUGUGGCCUUCAAUACGUGGGCAAAACCAUACGUCCCUUCAAAAGAAGGAUUAUGGAACAUGUCCACUCAGUAACUACCUUUAAGGACAACACUGUUGCUAGACAUGUCAGACUGCACCACAAAGAUUCCCCCAAAGGGAUGAAAUUUGCAGGAAUUGAAAAUAUCUAUAUGGGCAAAAGGGACUUGGACCUAGCUCAUAAAAAAAAGAGAGUGUUUUUGGAUCCAUAAGUUUGACACCUUGACAUCCAAUGGAUUAACGAGGGGUUUAUUAUAGAUACAUAACAUUUAUUGUUCCCUGCUUUCAUGCUGAAUUUUGUUGCUUAUAACAAAGGGUUAAACCAAAUAUCUUGUUCUUACAAUAACCAACUAUUAUAUAGACACAACAAGAAUGUAAUCUGUUUAUUUAUGUAUUUUUUCCGUCAUUCAUAAAAAUGACAGGAAUCAUAUUGGCCAUGUCCUAUAAGCCUUUCACCCACCCACUGUGUUUAUACCUCGCUAUGCCGGUCCCAAGCGAUGGUUCAUUCCAGCACCAUGAGACAGACAGGCAAUAUGAAACUGAACUUCUCAUGCACACCCGACUCAAGGGUUAAUUCAUCAGCCAGAAUAAGACUAACUGAAGCCUACCCCUCGACAUGGGUGGAUAUUUGCAUGAAGUAUGCGUGAAUGAAAUGAGAGUAGCAUGUGAUGCAAUUAUGCUUAGCCUGCAAAUGGACAUGAUUAAUGGCAGGUAGGGUCAUGCACACCCCUAGCCCUCAUUGGCUAAUACAGGUACAAACCUCAUUUUGAUCUCAUUUAAAAAGCAUCACAGCAGGUUGAACAUCUUAAUGCCUCAGAUGAAGGUGCUUUAGCAGAGCCGAAAUGCGCGUCAGGCUUCCUCUAUUCACAGCAUGAUUUUUGUUACCACUAUGGUUAGCUGGUGAAAGUUUUGGUAGAAAUUUCUAGAGGGGUAAUUCUCCUAAAUUGGGUUUAUGAUUAGGGCAGUUGUUUAGUUAGCAUGGAAGGUUUGCCUUUUGUUUAAAGCAAUUGUUGCUUCCUUUUACGUUUAGCCCUCUUUGCAUCAUUUUUUCAGACAGCGACCUUGAAGUCGACUAAACAAUUAGCAAGUUUAACCCCUUAAGGACCAAACUUCUGGAAUAAAGGGGAAUCAUGAUAUGUCACACAUGUCAUGUGUCCUUAAGGGGUUAAUGAAGGCUCAACAAGCUCUCUUUGGUAUCCUAUUGCAAUUUUGUGGUUAUAGAAUUUUUUGCAACAUUGUAUGUAUUCCCUUGAGGAAUCAUUUCAUAGGUAGUAUACUGCUUAGCAACUAAGCUCUUGGGUUCAACCUCUCUGUGAGUAUGUUUUUCUACUCACCACAACUACCUGAUAACAGACAGAUUUACUUUAUACUUGUCUCUGUUUUACAAUCAACCUAGCUUUUUGCCUUCAUUACAAUAUUUUUUCAGACAGUGACCAUGAAGUCGAUUUAGUGUUUAGCAAGUUCAAUGAAGGCUUAGCUAUAUAAUGUUUUUCAGAGACCUUAUCCCUCUGCUAUCCUUAGGUUAUAUGAUUUAAUUGCUACUUUGUAUAUAUUUCCUUGUUGUUCUAUCCAAUAGGUAUUAUAUUGUUCAAACUCUCUGAGUAUAUUUUUUACUCACCACUACUACCUUGUAAUCUAUAUACGAUUAGGAUUCAUAAUUGUCUCUAUCUUAUCAUUCCUUUAACAAGCAGCCUCCAUUGCUCCUUAACCCCUUCCACCCCAUUUCUUACUUAAAGCUUAUGAGCGCCCCUUUAUUUUGUUUCCUUUUUUUAGUGUUUGUUUUUUUGUUUUUUGUCUUUUUGGUUCAAUUACUGUUCCUUUAUAAACAUAAAUAACUUUAGUUUUAAUUGCACUGUAUUCAUAUAGGGUCUUUACUUUGUCCUCUGGAUUUUAUGUCCAUUGGUCAUUUCUUUGUGUGUUAUGUAUUCUAUUUCUAGGGUUACCCCCUAUUAAGUUCCCUUUACACACUCUAGACCAGCGUUUCCCAAACCAGUCCUCAAGACCCACCAACAGUCCAGGUUUUGUUAGUAUCUCCAUUGGAAUAAAACAGGGAAAUACAUAAAUUCUGGACUGUUGGUGGGCCAUGAGGCUAUGAUAGAGCAGUAACAAAGUUACUUAACCAGGGCCAUGGUGAAGUAACAAAGUUUAAACAGUACCUGUAGAUGCAAGUUGGUUGUAGUGUGCCAAAUAUGGCAAAAAGAACUUUCCCAGCCUGAUACGGGAUCAAAUAAUUCACUUACCCACCCAUGUUUAGCAGUCUGUUUCAUUGCCUGACUGGUUGCUGUACCUGUCUCAUAAAAGUUACUGAAUUCCACCUGCUCAGUCUCUUUAAAAGUUGUGGACAGCAGCAUGGUUACUAGAGACUGCUAAGGUUUCCCCUAUUCUAAAGCAAUGGUCUGUGAAUGGUUGUGGUCAGGGCCAGAAUAAGAGCCCAGUGGGCCUGGUGCUGACAAUUAUGAGGGGCCUAAUUACAGAAUCUUAUCGACCAAAAACACUUAAACAGUCAUACAUCUCAAGCGUCAUGUAUCUGAUGGAGUUGGUGUUGGAGGAAAACUCAAAGGAUGCGGCUAUAAGAAAACACAUACUCUAUGCUAAUCUCUUUUCUAAUUUAUGCUUUCAUCUUUCAAGUAAAUCCAUACCAACAGCAGUGUCCAGUAAAGCAGGAAGCCAAUUGGCAGGGUAAAAGAGUAGGCCACUGAUGCGAAUCACAUGACCAGAACUGCCAAAAAGGCGAACAUGCCCAAAAAGGGGGUAUGUCUGUCCAAAGAAUAGGAAGGCCAGCCUGGCAUCAGUGUGCCUAUGCAUCAGUGUCAGUGUCCCCAUGUCGCCCAGUCCCCUAGUCUCCCAGUGUCUGUGUGCCCAUUUCUCCCAGUGUCCCCAUGUCUCAGUGUGUCCCGUGUCACUAGGAUACUAGGGGACACUGAGAGACGGGAACACUGAGACACUUGGGGACACUGGGAGACAUGGGGGCACUGAGACACUUGGGGACACUGGGAGACAUGGGGGUACUUGUGGAUACAGACAUGGGGACACAGACAUUUCGGGACACUGAGAGAAAUGGGAUCACAGACACUAGGGACACUGAGACAUGGGGAUGCAUACACUGGGAGACAUGGGGACACAGAUAUGGGGACUGAGACACUAGGGACACUGGCUGGGAGGCAUGGGGACACUGGGAGCCAUGGAGACACUGGGACACUAGGGACACUGGCUGGGAGGCAUGGGGACACUGAGACACUAGGGACAUUGGCUGGGAGGCAUGGGGACACUGGGAGACAUGGAGACACUGUGUCCCUAGUGUCUCCGUGUCCCAAUGUGUCUACCUAUGUCUCACAGCGUCCCCAUGUGUCUCAGUAUCCCCACGUCUCCCAGUGUCUCAGUGUCACCAUGUGUCCCCUAGUGUCUCAGUGUCCCCAUGUCUCCCUGCUGCCUUUCCCCUCAUCCCUCAAUUCCCUGAGCUGUAGUCUGUCUCUGCAGGCUGAGAGCUGCUGUCUGAACUCUCUGUGCUGUGUAGCUGCUCCCCCGCGGACCAGUGAGUAGAGAGAGGCAGGGAGGGAUAUGCUGUAACUUCCUCUCUCUGUCUCUCUCCAUACACAGUGACCCCUACUGGCCAGUGCUGGUAUUGCAGAGUAAUCUCCGUUAAUACUGAGAAAAAUGUUUGCAUUUGUAUUGCCAUCACGGCCAGGCAGCCACAAAUACCAGCUGUGCCUUAAAAUACCAGUCAGGUGGCAAACCUAAGAGUAGUGUGUUAAAAAAAAGUAAAAACAAAAACAAAAAAAACUGUUAUCGUAAAAAGAGACCUUUAAGUAACACUUCAUAUAACUGUAGAUAAGGGCAUCCAGUACAGUUUUAGUAAUAGCUAGCAAACAAAUUCUGCAAUCUGUUCCAUAAAAGCUAGCUACAAAAUGGAAGGUUAAACUGAGACAAAGUUGAGUUGUGAGUAGCAUGAAGCUCCUGAUUAACUUUUGCAAUGGAAAAGCCUGUGACCAUUAAUAGUCACACGUUGUGAAGUAUCAUCUGAAACCAGAUAAGUGACAACUGUCGCCUGCCCUAGCUACCAUGUCCGUGUUUUGGCCAGCUGGUUGCCAAGUGUUAAAACCAAAAAAUGGAAUACCCUCUUAUUCAAGAAGGGGGUGUAUUCUUUCAAAAAGUGCUUUAUGUGAAAUAAAAUAGCAGCUCUACACACUUACCCACACAACAAACAAACAAUAACCUACUAGUGGUAUAAGAUAUACUUAUACCUAAGUGGAGUGCUAAAGUCAAUAAAAGGAUAUGGGUUGACUUACCCUAUGUGUAUAUAUAGAUAGAUAGGGAGGUUAUAGGCAGUACAUAAAAGACAAAAAAAGUAAAAAUAUAGUGCAGAUGGUAAUAUACAACACAUAAUAUGACUCUGUUUGAUCAGAUCACUCACGUUUGAUGGAGCCUAUAAAUAUUGGCUCUGUAUAGAUCGCUGGUAUGCUGUUAGGGCAGCAUCCCACCACUCCUUCAAUCCAACAUAUAAAAUACACAAUCCAGCGCGCACUCGCUUAUUCACUAAACAAUGAUUUUAAAUCUCACAGAUUGUAAUAGUUUUAUUUAAAAGCACCUCAGCUAGGCAAAAAAUAAUGGGGGGUUUAGUUACAAUAUAUGAUUAUACAUUGCAUAAGCCUGCCACAAUGUCAAUGAACCCCAUUCUUGGCAGGUCUUACUCUAGCAGCCUAAUGCCUGCCCUUAUAAGAUCAAUCUACUUACUUGGGAACUACUUCCUCCUGGGACUCUAUGCAGGUCAAGGCUAAAUAGGAUCCUAGAAUGAGGCACCUGUGACAGGGAGAGGUGCAAAACCAAGGAGUUGGCCUGUACUGGGCCGGCAAUGUGAAGUAUCACUGAUAUAAAAUGGAUAAAAUAAUUGAUAGGUAUUGAGAUCACCUUAUUUUAAACCUAAGUCCCGGCUCUAAGGUAUGUAGGUAUAGUGCCAAUAUACAUGGGAUGGCACUUUCCCUAAUGAAGGUUCCUGAGUCUGCAGAAGGCUCUCAGUAUAAAUUUAAUGACAAACAAAGUAAUAAAAACAGUGUAAAACAAAAUCAAAAUAAUAUAAAUUACUGUCCACACUUGUGUAAAAAGUCCUUGCCAGCCAAAAUGUGUUUCACUCCUCCUGAGCUUCUUCAGUCAGCUGUAAACCAAGUCUCAGGAAUGCUUCAUCUUAAGUAGUCUUAUGAUCCUUCCUCUUCACUCCAAUAUGGUUUGUAAUUAGCCAAUGGUGUUCAAUUCAGGCUAUCUUUUAAUAGAUCAAGUUCAUCUGUGUUCGGGGCCCCUUAUUGGAUUUUAUAAUUCCUGCAAUAUCAUCAUUAAGAUGACCUCAGAUGUUGAGGUUAGGACUCUAUCAAAUAUUCUCUACUCUGCCCUUGGGUGUUUACGUCCAAGAUGCAGUAUCUUGCACUUAUCCACAUUAAAUGUCAGCUGCCACAACUGUGACCAUUUUUCUAGUUUACCUAAAUCAUUUGCCAUUUGGCUCAUCUCUCCUGGAAUAUCAACCCUGUUACAUAUCUUGGUAUCAUCAGCAAAAAGACAUACCUUACAAUCAAGACCUUCUUCAAUAUCACCAUAAAAAAUAUGAGAAUGGGUCCAAGUACAGAUCCCUGAGGUACCCCACUGGUGACAAGACCAUGUUUCGAAUAUACUCCAUUGACUACAACCCUCUGUUGCCUGUCACUCAGCCACUGCCUUACCUAUUCAACAAUAUUGGAAUCCAAACUUAAAGAUUGCAGUUUAUUGAUAAGCUUUCUAUGUGCAACAGUGUCAAAAUCCUUACUGAAAUCUAAGUAAGCAAUGUCUGCUGCACCACCCUGAUCAAAUACUUUAGUUACCCAAUAAAAAAAAUCAAUAAGAUUAGUUUGGCAUGAUCUCCCUGAAGUAAACCCAUGUUGUCUCUGAUCUUGAAAUCCAUGUGAUUUUAGAAGUUCAACAAUCCUAUCCUUUAGCAAGUUUCCAUCACUUUCCCCACUACUGAAGUAAGGCUUACUGGCCUAUAGUUGCCCGACUCUUACAUGCUACCUUUUUUGUGAAUGAGCACAACAUUCGCUGUAAUAAAACGUCGAAUAAGGCCUUUUCUUAAAUUUGUUUUUUUAGAUAACUCCCUUAUUUGUUAUCCUUAUGUGGGAUUACAAUGUUUAAGGAUACCAAUUUAGGGAGCUAUCUAUGAAACAAAUACACUUGUAUAUACACUAAAUAAAAUUAUAAAUGAAACACUUUUGUUUUUGCUCCCAUUUUUCAUGAGCUGAACUCAAAGAUCUAAGGCUUUUUCUAUGUACACAAAAGGCCUAUUUCUCUCAAAUAUUGUUCACAAAUAUUUCUAAAUGAGUGCUAGUGAGCACUUCUUUGACGAGAUAAUCCAUCCACCUCACAGGUGUGGCAUAUCAAGAUGCUGAUUAGACAGCAUGAUUAUUGCAUAGGUGUGCCUUAGGAUGGCCACAAUAAAAGGCCACUCUAAAAUGUGCAUGUAUUUUAUCCUUUACUAUGUCUUACACCCUCUUGUGUGUCUCUUAUAACCCCCCUUGUGUAUCUUACUUUCCCUAGCCCCUUUGUGUGUCUCCCCCCUUGUAAUCUUUUUUCUCCCCACAGCCCCUUUCUGUGGCUCUCUCCCCACAGCACAUUUUGUUUCUUUUUCCAUGCGACUUAGACUUAGAUAUAUAGCAACACACAACCAUACAGGCACUCAGUCACAAAGAUAUGCAGGCACCCAAUCAAACAAAUACAGGUACACAGCCAUACAAUCUACCCAUACUGGUAGAAUGUCAUACAGACACACACACACAUACACAGAGACAUACAGACACAGGCAUACAAAGACAUAUAUAUACAGGCUCAUAGUCCUACUGAUACAGGCAUACAGAGCAUGUGCGAAUCCAUAGCCUAAUCUGGGGAAUGGCACUGGUAGUGGGUUUUAGUGGCUGUAAUUGAAAACUUAGGGGAUGUAGUAGGGGGCUAAGGGCAGUAGUGGGGGGACAGGGGCUGUAGUGGAGGGUACGUGCUAUAAUUGGGGGGCUUGGAAAUGUAGUGGGGGGAUAGGGGCUGAAGUAGGUUGAUGGCUACAAUUUGGGAAAGGGGCUGUGUUGUGGGUUGUAUGGGUUGCAAUUGGGGGACAGGGGCCGUAGUGGGGAUGUUAUGGGGCUGUAUUGAGAGUAUGGGGGCUGAGAGGGGGGGCGGGGGCUGAGAGGGGGGACGGGGCUGAGAGGGGGAGGGACAGGGGCUAAGGAGAGGGGCAGGGGCUGAGGAAGGGGGACAGUGGCUGAGGGACAGGCGACAGUGGCUGAGGCACAGGGGACAGGGGCUGAGGAAGGGGGGGCAGGGGCUGAGGGAGAUAAGAAUGGGGGCUGAGGAAUGGGCGGACAGGGCCUGAGUAGAGGGGACAGGGCCUGAGUAGAGGGGACAGGGGCUGAGGAAGAGGGACAGGGGCUGAGGAGUGGGGGCAGGGGAAGAUGGACUGUGGCUGAGGAGGGGAACAAGGGCUGAGGAGGGGAACAAGGGCUGAGGAGGGGGACAGAGGCUUAAGAAGAGGGACAGGGGCUGAGGAAGAGGGACAUGGGCUUAGUAGUGGGACAGGGGCUUAGUAAGGGGACAGGGCUUAGGAAAGGGACAGAGCUGAGGAAAGGGACAGCUGCUGAGGAAAGGGACAGGGGCUGAGUAAGGGGACAGGGCUGCUUAGUGGACAGAGAUUGAGGAAGAGGGACAGGGGUUGAGGAAGAAGGGCAGGGGCUGAGUAGGAGGACUAGGGCUGAAUAAGGGCACAGGGGCUGGGGAAGGGGGAGAGGGGCUGGGGAAGGGGACAGGGGCUGGGGAAGGGGGACAGGGGCUGGGGAAGGGGGACAGGGGCUGAGGAGGGGGAUAAAAAAAACCUAAAGUGUAUUCCCCCCCCUCUCCCUGAGGCUUACCUUGGGCCAGGCAGGGAUGGGACAGGAUCUGGAAUCUGGAGUCUGGAAUCAGUGAAAUCAAGCCUCUCCUGAUGAUGUCUGGAGGAGGGGUUGUGACGUCCUCUGCUCUUCUCCCAGACUCCCCAACGGUCCUGGAAGAAGAGCAGUGGAAGUCACGACCCUCCUCCUGACAUCAUCAGGAGAAGCCAGCCGACUCCGCUGGCUACAGGGAGGCAGGUAAGUUGAAAAAUCCGAGUCCCCAGCUAGAGGCAGGGGAUUCCGAUUUUUGGCGCCCUAAGACGGCCACUUGUGCCACCUUAUGGACGUGCCGGCCCAGCAUGUGGCGUUAGAUGUGCCCAGCUUUCCCACAAGCAAAACAUCAUAAAUCAGUAUGUCUCCCUUACCCACCGUUCCUCUCACAUUUUUCCUCUAUAUUAAACCUUAUUCUGUCUUCUUGCAUCAUUCAAGAUUACAUUCACAAUCCUAGUAUUCACCAGAAAACAACUCUACCCUAGUUCCAUGUCCUUACCAAUGAGCAAAUGCGUUCCAUCCAUUCUUUCCUUUUUGCUCUGAUGUCCUGCUGUUUGUACCUUCACUCCCAACUCCUGCAAACAGAACUUCUCUACAGCUACCCUAUUAGGGUUAUUUACCAAAGUCCAAAUGGCCCCAAAUCGAAUGUGGCAAAACCAUCUGGUUGCAAAUAGGGGCCAUUAGGACUGCAAAAUCCAGAUGGAAUUUAACAAUGUCCAGGUUGAGUAAAUCAGGCCCUGAACAGGCCUGAAUUUGGUCUGGAUAUCAGCUAUACUGAACACCACCGAAUGGUUGAAUUCAGGACUUAAUUAAUUAAAUCCAGGCUUCAGCUCUGGGCCUGGAUUUUAAAAUGUUAAAAAAUAAAUUAAUUUAUAAAUAAAGAUCCUAUGGGGCUCAAAAAUGCCUCCUUAUUACAAUAAUGGUGGUAUUUUCCCUCCAUUUGCCCUUAUUUGCCAUGCGGCAGGUGGGGGCUGUAACGGACCGUUUUGCCCAAAAGAGGUUAAAAACCGUUUAGGCAAUAUUCCCCUUUUUCAGCUGCACCGACAGCUACUGCAAGCACCAAUCUCCUGAACUGCAAACCCACGAAUUCACCAACUCCCGAACUGCAACCAAGGGAAUACUCAAACUCCCGAACUGCAUACCAAGGGAAUACUCGAAACUCCCGAACUGGAGACACACGAAUAGCUGCUAGCAGAUGAACAGGAAAAGCCCCCAAGCGGCUUACACUCCUGGCAAUCAGUCUCUAACAGCAUACAGUAAAUCCUCCCCCAAUAAUGAGACGACACUUUACUUUGAGGGUUAAGCAGGAACUGAUUUACUGGGGCUAACUGCCCGGCUUUUAUGCAGGUCUCCCACCUGGUGGACACUCCCCUAGGGGACCAAAUGGGAGACUGGGACACAAAGGGUUAAAGGACCAAUCAGACUUACAAAUUUCAACCAUCCCAUAAUGCAUCACAAUCCCUCCUCUCUGCCCUGGAGAUAAUUGGAAGUAAUCCAAUUAUCUCCAAAGUCAGAGGCAAAACUCCAUUAACCACAUGGCAGAAAACAAACAGUAAAAGACAUAAAAUUACAUACAGUUACAUGCAGUACAUAAAACAUAUACGUUCUACAUAUCCCCAGAUAGUUCAGGUCUGAGCGCACAUUAUUAAGCGAAUGGCGCUCAGACCACACGAAUACAGUUUAAUCGCCAUGGAGCCAAAGUCUUUACACAGUCAGUUUCAUGCGAAUGGGCUCCAUGGGAUACCUAUCUGGGGCACAACACACUCAAACAAAACUACCAAACACCGGGCCGUUCGUGCACUUCCACCGAACAAGAAGGGAGGUCGGCGGCUUCAGCGGUGUUUGCGCAAAACUGUGUCCGAUUUCAGUUCCAUGAAUUAAGCGUCGAACGCCGCUGCGCAUUCGCAUGUUUAAAAUGGCCGCGACCUCGUGUUCAUGAUACGAAUCGCGGCCACCCAGCAUUCGUCAAUUAAGCUGCGGUUAAAGGCAGCAGGUGAGCAACCAGGAUUCUCCAGUGUACAGUGGCGAGGUUGGUUUCGCCACAGGGGCAUAUCUACUAACAUGUUAAAACUAGCAAGUGGGCUUCCGUUGCUAGAAGAGGCCCCAUCAUGUGGCUUGUGAAAUAACGUGGCGGACAUAGUCCCCACCAUGCCACCACCCAUGGGAUUGGGGCUACUCUAAAAUGCCCCAACAAAUUGGCAACAAGUGUUGGCCCUAAUGUUAAUCAUAAAGGGGGGAGAACCUAGUGUCCCCCUGGCUGCCACCUAUUGGCGGUGGGUGGGGAUCCCAAUAUUAAUAAUUCAGUGGGGAGGACCUAGUGUCUCCCCCAGUCCCCUAUCAUAUGUGAGGGCCCUAACUAUUUAAAAAAAAAAUAAUCCACCCCCCCCCCCCAAAUAAUAGCAUCUCCAGCGUGGCUAGGGGUCCACAAUAAAAAACAUACUGCCUUCCUGACCUUCUCCUCACCCUAAUAAUAGUGGGGUGGGGGGGCAAUUUAUCUAAUACCUGUUGAAAACAACAAUAUACUUAUCCUCACUAGUCUUCUUUCUUCAAAUAAUUAUUUGAAGCCUAAAAAAGACCAAAUUAAUGUCCAUAAUUUCUGACACCACUACUUAUAAUAAGAAAUAAAACAUGAUUUAAAAAAACACAUAUGUCAUAUACUGUAUUUGUUAUGGUUCUACAAUGCAUUGAUUUUUUUUUUUUUUUUCUCAGUUAGUGCCACUGUCAGAUUUUCAGAAACACAGUGCAUCAACUGUAGAUCUGUCCACGUGUUUCACGCAAAUGGGACGCACAUGGAAACAGCUAGACUGGCCUGAUCCAGAGGAGGCAUUCAUGAUCAUGGUUAAAUUCACAGAGGUGAGGAAGAGAAGAGCAAGCUUUUUAUCAGAUGGUUAUUGACAUAGUCUGUGUUUUAUUCAUGUUUGUGUAAUGCCCUGACACUGCUCCUUUAGUGAGAGGAAUACACAUAUUAAUUGGCGGUAAGAAUACAAAAAAUGUAUUCCUAGUGCUCUAAUCACUGCAAGAGUUAAAAGAGGUCUCCCCCUCAUGAUAGAUGAUGUUAGCAAAGAUAUGAUCCGCAUAAAACGCCUAUUCUAUGAAAAGUCCAAUAAAAUGGACACACUACUAGCAAGGGCCCUCAGACCCAAACGCAUAGCGGCGAAUCUCACAGUAAUAAAAGACACCCAGGAAAAAAUCCCUAAACAACCCUAUAGAUAUCAAUAAGGAAUUCAGGGCCGGACUGGGACAAAAAUUCAGCCCGGGCAAUUAAAGGCAGAGCAGCCCACUCGGAGGGGCGAGGCCAGAAAGGGGACGUGUAAUGUCACCACCACUAACACGCACCCCCCACCAAAUAACUAUUUGUGUUGAUUGUAUGUAUAAAAGGGUCUGUUUGUGCCGUACUACGUGUGGCUAGGGGCUGUAGUGUGUGUGUGUGUGUUUCUGGGUUGUAAAGUAUGUGUGUAUGUGUGUGUGUGUGUGUGUGUGUGUUUAGAGGGCCUGUGGAGUACGUGGGCCUAGGGGAUGUAUAUUGUAUGCAUGUAAGGACUGUACAGUGUGUUUGUGAGUGUAUCUAGGGGCUCUAGUGUGUGUAUGCAUAUAGGGGCUGUAGAGCACAUGUGUAUAGGUGCGGCAAUGUAUGCAUAGAUGGUGUAGUGUGUACAGGGGGUGUAGAAUGUGUAUUUAUAGGGGAUAUAAAUUAGUGUGUGUGCAUGAAGGGGGUGUAAUAUGUGUGUUUAUAGGGAUAUAAAGUAUGUGAGUGCAGGGAGUGUAGUGUAUGUUUAGGGGGUAUAGAGUGUGUUUACUGUGCGUAUGUGAGUGAUGGGGGUAUAGUGUGUAUAUAAGGGGUAUAGAGUGUGUGUAGUGUGUUUGUGUGAGUGCAGGGGGUGUUAUGUGCAUACAGGUAUAUAGAGUGUGUGUAGUAUUUAUAGAGGGGUUUAGCAUCUGUGCAGUGUGUUUGUGUGUAAGUGCAGGAGGUAUAGUGUAUAUAGGGGUAUAGUGUGUGUAGUGUGUUUGUGUGUUAGUGCAGGGGAGCAGUAUGUUUGUGUGUUAGUGCAGGAGGUAUAGUGUAUAUAGGGGUAUAGUGUGUGUAGUGUGUUUGUGUGUUAGUGCAGGGGAGCAGUAUGUUUGUGUGUUAGUGCAGAGGUGCAGUGUGUUUGUGUGUUAGUGCAGGGCAGCAGUAUGCUUGUGUGUUAGUGCAGGGGGACGGGGUGCAGUGUGUCUGUGUGUUAGUGCAGGGGAGCAGUAUGCUUGUGUGUUAGUGCAGGGGGUGCAGUGUUUGUAGUGUGUCAGUGCAGGGGGUGUAGUGUGUGUUAGUGCAGGGGGUUCAGUGUGUGUGUGUAGUGUGUUAGUGCAGGGGGUGCAGUGUGUGUAGUCUGUGUUAGUGCAGGGGGUGCAGUGCAGUGUGUAAGUGCAGGGGGUGCAGUGUGUGUAGUAUGUUUGUGUGUUAGUGCAGGGGGUGCAGUGUGUGUGUUAGUGCAGGGGGUGCAGUGUGUGUAGUGUGUCAGUGCAGGGGGUGCAGUGUGUGUAGUGUGUGUUAGUGCAGGGGGUGCAGUGUGUGUGUGUGUAGUAUGUUAGUGCAGGGGGUGCAGUGUGUGUGUAGCGUGUUAGUGCAAGGAGUGCAGUGUGUGUAGUAUGUUUGUGUGUGUAUAUGUGAGGGGGUGUAUAUAGAUAUGGUCUUAAAUUAAUUAUUUAAUAAUUUAAAAAAAUAAAAUAAAACAAAACAAAUUCUCAUUUACUCCUUUUUAUAACUUUAUGGUUGGAUAUGGGCUUAAAUUAAUAAUUUAAUUUUAAAAACAACAACAUUUACUUCCUAUGUGCAGGGGGAGAGCAUACAUGCAGGUACCUGGUGGUGACCACCAGGUACCUGCAUGUAUGCUCUCCCCCCUGCACAUAGGAAGUGAAAAAUGAAAAAAUGUGACAGACUAUGAACAUAUUUGUUGUAUAUGAUACGCACCUACUAAACUAUGCUAACAUCGGCUUCUGCGCAAGCCACAACAAUGAAUGAAUACUAUGCCUUGAUACAUGUCAUGACCUAAAUAAAGAAUGUAAAAAAAAAAAGAGGUCUUCCCGCGACAGUAGAUGAUCUUAACCAAUCAAAUGCUUUCCCAUAGGAAAAAAUUGAGAAACAAGUGCGCAUGUGCGGCAACAUACCACGCUGAGCCAAUCAGAUGGCAUCUCUAAAAUAGCAGCUUUACUCUGCUAUUUUGGAAAGCGACUCUAGUGGCUGUUGACAACCACUAGAAGCUGGUUAACUCUGCAAAGCAAAUGUUUUCAACUGCACGGUUAAAAGGGGGCAGGGGUGGGGGCACAUAGAACCCAAACCACGUAAUUGAGAUAAAGUGGUCUGGGUUCCUAUAGUGUUCCUUUAAGACAAACUAUAGGUUUAUUCCUCUUUCAUUUAGGAACACACCAGUAAAGUAUUAAUAUUUCCACCUGAGCAGUUGAUGUUUUUUCUCAGAAACAUAGGAAAAUAGGGAUGUUUGUGGAAACAUCUAACUAGUUCAUAUAUAUUCUACUCUCAAGACCUUUUCAACAAAAUCAAGACACUUUCCAACUAUGCAUAGGGGUUUAUUAACUAGAAAUAGAAAUUAUGUGACUUGAAAGGCAACUUGCAUAAUUGAAGAUAAAAUACCUCGAAAUAUGUAAUACCUUUAGAGUUUAUUUCAAUUCUGUAUUUAUUCAUUUAUUGCAAAAUCUUUACAACUUCCAUGUAGAGCAAAGUAAGUAGUCUUGAUCUAAGCUGAAUCCUAUUUCUAUUGACCAUGUCACCUCAUUCUGUAGGACAUGUGCCGUAUUGCCCUUACAUACUGCUCACUGAUUAAGAAACGAGCUGAAGAACUAUCAGGUAGAGGAGACGCUGGAGGAGCUGCAAACAAGGUGAUAAUAAACAAAUUACAUUUUUUUUAAUUUACUUUUCUUUUUCUAUUGCCAUAAUAACAUGACUUAUUCCAUUUACUUUCUCAGCUGUGUCUUGUAGUAAAUAAUAUUGAACAGUUGCGUUUGGUGGUGCGGUCGUUGCCAAGGAAUUUGGAAUGGGAAGUUCUAGAGCACAAAACGAGUAAUGUUAUAAGCCAAGAGCAAUUCCAGCAUACAUUGAAUGGACAACUCCAGAUUGCUGUAGGAUGUCUGGACCAUGAGAUCAGAUUGGUGAUACAAGCACUGGCUCAGAAAGUUAGGAUUCCUUUCUUUGGACAUCUAAUCUCACUCUGCCUCCAUUUUCCUUUCUAUCUUUAAUAUUAUCACUGUCCUCAUUUUCAUAGAUUAUUUGUUUCUUGUCAGUCCCAAGGACAUUCUGUCUACACAUAUUCCUCUUUUUCUUUUCUCUGUAACACUCUUUGUUCCUUUUUCUCACUAUGUUCAUGCAGUCGCUCGUAUAUUUAUUCUGUCUCUCUGUCACACAGCUUGUCUCUGGAAUUGCUAAACACCUUCACUCUCUGGCUGCUUCAAAUGACUCAAAAGAUCCUAAUGAUGUGAGUAUGUCUCUAUUGCUAAUUAUUUAGUUCCAUUAUUUAUUCUCAUACUAGUAAUGCCCCCAAUCUCAUUAUUCUUGCAUUCUGUAAAUGUGCUUCUUAGGAUGCUAAACUCAUAGCCCUUUAAUUCCCUACAGUGUAUUGUACCAUUGAUGAAGUUCCUGGAAUCCGAGUUGCAGUAUAUGAACCAGAAUCUAGUGCAGGAAAACUUCAAUUGGUAAGAAAUUUAACAUCCCUCAACUCCCUUUGCGGAGUCACUGUCUCUCCUAACUUCACCCAAAACAUUAAAGUUUGUAGCGGAGUAGUAGUAUUAUCCACGGUAUCUCCGCUGGUAGACAGGAUAAUCCGAUACAAAACAGACAAAAUGCAGGUAGCGUAGUUACAAUCCCUUCCUCUCAAGAACUAGACGACACAUAGCUUGGAGGUCAACUGAGGUUUUUAAUUACAGGCACAGUAUUUAUGGGAUUCCCCAUGCAAGGGGUUUCCCUACUAACAUUCCAGGGGUGGCACAGUAGGGGACUACAUGGGGAACUGAACAAUACAUACAUUUUUCCCCACCAUGCACUGCUGCACAAGAGGGAUACUCCCACUAGAAUAUACAGCUAAGUGGAUUAUCCCCCGGUGCAGCAGAACUUACAUUUCACAUUAAAAUACAUAAUUCCCAUAAUAUUUCCUUAAUUUAAACGAAUGGACGCACGAAACACACAUUAAAUUCAAGUUCUACUCAAAGUACCGAUUGACAUCAUGGGAACAACCUACCGAGCGGCCGGGGCUCCCGAACGGCCUGGAAGUCCAGCGGGGUUCGCGCCGUCGAGUAGCCGAUUUUGGUUCCAGGCGCUCGACGACCAAACCCCGCUGGGCUAACAAAGGAACCAAGAUGGCCGACCGCCGCGUGGUCGGUAGCCGAACGACGGCCACCUAGGAACACACUUAACUACCGAUUGCAACAAUGUUGCAAUUGGUUAAUGGGUGCCACACGACCUCCUGUGUGUGGUCGUCCAUUCGGUAGGUUAUUCGUUUCACGAACAGUGUUGAAACUCACUGUUCGUGAAACUACAGUAUGAAUGCUGGGAUUUUCAUGCCGCCAGCAUACGAAUGCCCUCAUUCGCCUGAAAUGCAAUUACAAUCCUACACUUGUCUCUACAGCUUUAGAAAGAAUACAAACAGACUCAUACACUGAUAGUCUCCAGUGGCUAAUUUUGCCACAAAGUUUCUUUCACAUCGACCAUAUAUGAUACAUCAAUUAUUAAUGCACAAGCAAAAACCUUACUCCUUCAUUUACUCUGAGAUAGAAAUUUAUUUCCAUAACCCCUUUCCCAAAUUUAAUGUCCUUAGUUCAUCUUACUCCACUAUCUGGACGUCUCUGUUGACAUACUUGUUCCUUUAUCUUUAUCUUGCUGCAAAGUCACUGCUUUCCCAACACCCUUUUCUUAAUUGUUUAUCUUCUUUCCUCUGACUCUCUGACUUCAUGUUUGUUUACCCCCUUGCAGUCUCCUAUCUCUGCUCUGGUCUCACAUCCUUACAGUGAUCUCCAGUCUGUCGAAACAUUCCAGCUCCUCUCCCCGGUACUACCAGAGAUUGCACACUGCGCUAAAGGUGAGGCCCUAUGCUAAAAUGCAUAAAAGAUGGUAGAAUAUUAAGAUUAUGAUGUAUAUGUAGCUAAUGGACAGAACAUUUGAUUUAUCUAAAUUGUGGACCUCUACCGGUGGUCCUAAACUUUGUGUUUAGAUAGAAACUAAACCUUUGUGCAUGGCAUUAGUAAUAUAUACUAUAAAAACAUCUUUAAAAAAAUACCUUGGUUAGAAGUAAACAGUUUAUUGUAGGUUGUUAUACACCAGAAAAAGAAACACAGGUUGAGUCAAAUAACAAUAAAUAUAAUUUUUUUUUUUUUAAAGUACAACUGGAUUAAAUCCAUGAGGUUUAAAUGUGGACAAUUCUUGAUCUUAAUGCUGCUGGGCUUCAAUUCACAGAUACAUACAAAAGAGAACAGAAAUAAAAAACAAUGGUGCAGAUUUAAAUAGCAAGUUGGCAUACACAAUUAAAUAAAACCUGUGAAUGCUGCUCACAUUUGAAAGAGUUUCAAAUCAGCUCAGAUAUUUAUGUCAUUCAGUAUAUUGGAUCCAGUGUUAAGUAUAUAUUCCUGAUAGGUGACUGCCAGUUGUGACCAAUUGUGCAUGAAUAAUACGUUUCUCAGACAAAAUAUAUAAAAACCAAUAAUGUAAUACUGUAUAUGUGAAUAAAUGUGAGAAUAAUACACUCACAAUGAAGGAGCCCUCAACAUAAUCUCAAUGUAUCAGGCAUAUGGUGGUACAAUCACCACCUAUGGAUAUAUGUAGGUCCUAUGGUCUUCAGCAUCGACAACAUAUGCAAUAGAGUAAAAAAAAGACCAACAGUGCUCUCCUUCAAGGUAGAAAGUGCAGAGUGUAAUAAAAGAAAUGUACUCACACUUUUGUGAGCAGCAUACUCUGUUCAAACUUCUCAGUAUUGGUGGUAUGAUCCCCACAGAGGAUUAGAAGAUCGUACUGCAGAACACUGAUUGUAAUGAUUUCCAUGUGUAACAAUUGGUCCUUACACACACAUAUAUACACACUAUACAUAUAGCUGGAUAUGAUCAGAUUUCAAGGAUCCUUUCUGAGGAAAAAGGUUUUUUUUUGCUUAUGACAAUUAAAAUUUCAUAGGUAUAUUAUUUGUUCUAGAAUCUGGAGCUAUGUUUCCAUGCAGAAGGUUGUGGCCUGCAGCUGGAGGACCUUCAUAUAUCCACUUUCACGGUAAGUUUAUUGUGUACAAGUGCAUUAACCUGCUUUUUAACAUGCUCUUUUCCUCUUAUGUCCUCAUCCCUUCCAGCACAUCUCACUCAAAUCACACACCUUCUUCCUUACAUCAUUUAACUUUUCAGCCUUUUCCAUUCUUACCCAGAACUCCCCUACCAUACCAGUUCUUAAUCCUUGACAUUUUCUUCUACUAAACAUACUUUGUUUGACUUUUUUCUCUCUUCCAUGACGCCAGUGUGUUCUUUUCAUUGUAGUUACUUCCUCUCUGGACUGUAAUCUUAAUCACAUUAUACCCCCAUCCCAAUAUUUCUUCCCUCCUAGAACUUACCUUCCAGUUCAGCUCACACACUCUCAUUCUUCUCCUAACUUAGGGGGAGGUAACUUUCAGCACUCCAAAUGUUAUGGACUACAACUUCCAUAACAGCCAUAAUGAUGGCAUAGCAUCAGGGGAGAUGUAGUCCACAACAUCUGGAGUGUCAAAUGUUAACUACACCUGUUCUAUCUCAUUCUACAACUCUUUCUAAAGCAUGUGAAAAUGCAUGUACGAUGUCUAGGAAAUCACAUUAUCUUAGGAAACCACAACUGUUUAUUUGUUUAUAUUUAAAGGGAGCUGUUGCAUCCUAGGAUUUUAAUAGUAGUUUAACUUAUCCCUUAUCUUUAACAAAUAUAUAUUUGUGAGCUGUGUAGAAAUGCACAGCCCUUGAACUGGGCUCUCGGUCAGUCAUCAUUAUAAAUGUUUCCCUUUUCCGCCACUGAAUACAAUUAGUGGAAGAAGAAAAACAGAAACAGUGUUUCUAUUUUCCUCUUAAUUUGCAUUUUAUGCCAUGGCUGUGCCCUAACUAAACUGAAUUUUGAUGUUACUUACUAAAUCUUCAGAAAAUAAACAUUUUACUUAAGUAUUGAGUGAUUUUCAAUGUUUUAUUCAGUAAUGAAAUUUUGAUAAUGACAUAUACCCUUUAAAGGCAUAGUAAACUUGUGUUUACUUGCAUAGUAAAACUGUUGAUGUCAGAGACUGGAAAUGCUCCAGUUAUGCUAACUGCUGUCUUAACUGUUACUGUUUAAUUGCCUUCAUGAUGCCGUGCAAGGCAUGGCCAUGUGAAAAGAAAAUGCAAGCUCCAUAAAUGUCGUUUUACUUUAAUCAACUCAUACCUAUGAUACAUAUGUAUCCACUAAAACACCCUGUAACUAUGGCAAUUUAAAAAACCUCAGGAUACUAUUGUUAAAAGAGCUAAACUGGCUAUCGCUGAAAUCCUGACGCACUCUUCAUCUUCCCAGCCUUGUGUAUUAGAGCUUUUUUUGCCUGAGCAGAAUGCUCUCCCCAGUUCCUGACCCUAUAGUGAUCCUUUAAUGUAAACUAAAGUAAAUAUGACUGUAAAUAAAAUACCACAUAUUGGCACAGUAUUACAUUUUAGGUAGAAAGGGACAUGUUAUUUAUUCAGGGUAUGACAAAGUAGAGUAUUAUUAUUAUUUAAUUUUUUUUCAGUUUUCAGCUUUUGCUGUGGAGUCAGUGUUAUUUAACUGAAUUGCAUAUACUUUUUCACUUAUUCUCUGCCUUGCAAGAUUUCAAUCUAUUACUAUGUGUUAUCAAAACUGAAUGCGACUUAUUCCUUCUGUGUAGGAUCUGGAGAAAGAACUUCAGAUUUGCUCAUCUUCCACUCGGAAAGUCAUAGAGUGUUACUACCAGCAGCGGAUCCAGCAGCAAGUAAGUGGUCCUUCAUGAGAUUACUCUGGAGCUAGUGUUUUUCAGGGAAAGGUUAUAUAUGUAAAAGGCUCAGCAGAGAAUGAUUAACAAUCCACAGGUUGGUGGCUCACCUUCAUUCUUCAAAUACAUUUUGAAUCAGGCUAAGCAGAAUAAUGGUACUGUGGCACCUGUCCAAAACCUGGGCCUUAUGUUAUCUCGCUCUGUGAAGAGCUGUGGAUUAGUGGGGACUGGUGACAUUUUACGUUGGGGGGAUCUGGAUCUGACUCUGCCCCCUCUGUUCUAAUUUACUGAUGAAUAGGAAUAUGUCUGUGUGGCACUAUUACCUUAAAAAUAUUUAAACGAUCUAGAUAUUUUAAAGACAAAACAAACACAUAUCCCUAUAUUUCUAUUCAGGAAUGGAAUUAAUUAAACCAUGAGAUGUCACCAAAGGAUUACUUGUACUUUUUUUGACACCAUGGGCAGCAACCUAUGGCACUCAAGGUGCCUUUGCACAGCACUUAAGGGUGCCAGAGCCAAACAUGCUGUGACCAAUCAGGAGUUCCAGUGGGACUUUAGAUAAUUGUUAGCUGAAACUGAGUGUUGAUUCCAAUACCACAAUCAGUCGCACACACACACACAAUGUGACAUAUCAUACACACACACAAUUCCACAAGCAUCCACCAUACACAGCCCACAUCCAUGGGUAUCGAACACACUGCCACAAACUGCUCAUGAACAUAUACAAUAUAACAAUUCACAUACGCACAAAUACAACACUGUAAAGCAACUGCAGCACCCAUAACUAAUACGGGAACAUACACACCUCAAUUUAAAAAUAGGACCGGCGCGCCAAUGAACUUUAAGAUCUUGUUUUGGCACAGUACGACUUACACGUUGCUUAUCCCUGCACUACACCAUAUGGUAUUUAAACUGUUAGUUGGUUAACCCUUUGUGAAUAAUAUAUUCUCACUGACCAUAACCACUGUAAGCAAGAGUGAUUUUAAUCUAUUUAACUUUUGCUCCUCAGACCUCUAAUUAUAGAAAUUUUAAGCAGCCUUCAUUGCUACAUAAUUCCUUGGUGAGACUUCAAAAGUUUCAUACUGCUCAGCAACUUAGUCAGUUAGUUAACCUGUGAGUAAAAUAUAUCCUAGGGAUUCGUCAUAGGUGGGGGGUUGCUGAUUUCAAUAUAUUGUCAUCUAAUUUCAUAGGUCCUAUAGUGCUUAGCAAUUCUAAUAGUUGGUUAACCCUUUGUGAACAAUGUUUUUCACUCACCAUAGCCACUUUAAGCAAGAGUGACUUGGAUCUACUUUACUUUCAUCCCUCCUAUAUAUAUUCUGAUAGUUGGUUAACCAUUUGUGAACAAUAGAUGGUGACAUGAGCCGGACUGGGAAAAAAAUUCAGCCCGGGCAUUUUUAAAUCACGGCAGCUCCCAGAGAGGGUGUGUUUUGUCAUCACUAAUGACAAGCAUUGCCCCUCUCUAAGUGAGCAUGUUGGUUCAAUGCGCAGAGCCCUGCUGAAGAGCUCUAGCAUGGGGAAAAGGCCCUGUAUUUGUUCUGAGCAAAGCAAGCAAAUAUAAUAAAGCUGUAGAGAGUGAGAGAGUGUGUGUAUAGGGGGCAUAGUGUGUAUAGUGGAUGUAGUGUAUGUGUUUAUAGGUGAUGUAGUGUGGGCAGGGGCUGCAGAGAGUGAGAGAGUGUUUAUAUGGGGCAUAGUGUGUAUAGGGGAUGUAGUGUAUGUGUUUAUAGGUGAUGUAGUGUAGGCAGGGGCUGUAGAGAGUGUGAGUAUAGGGGGCAUAGUGUGUAGGGGUUGUAGAGAGUGUGUGUUUAGAGAAUGCAGUAUGCGUUUGUUUCUAUGUCAGGAAUUUAGUGUGUGUAGGUGUUGCAGUGUGUGUGUAGGGGAUCUAGUGGGUAAAGGACCCAGAGUGUGUAUAUGAGAUAGUGAGUGUGUGUCUCUCUGUGUGUGUAUGUGUGUGUAGAGGAUUCAGAGUGUAUAUAGGGAUCUAGUGUGUGUGUGUAAAUUAGAUGAUCCAGAGCUGGGAUCUAGUGUGUAUCUGGAGCGUAAUGUGUGUAAUGGUGUGAGGGGUGCUGUAGUAUAUAUACAUAUAUAUUUGGAUGUAUUGUAUGUGUGAGGGGCGCUGUGUGUUGGGUGUACUGUGUGUAUGUGUGAAGGGUGCAGUGUGUGAUUAAGAGGGUGUUCUUAUCUGCCGUCAUAUUCUACGUUUCUAAUUUUAUUUGUCUGUUGACUCACUGAGGGUCAUUUUAUAUGUUAUAUAUAUAUGUGUGUAUGUGUGAGGGUGUUGUGUGUAAUGUUCCUGUGUGUGUAAGGGUGCUGUUAGUGUAAGUGUGCUGUGUGUGUGAGAGGGUGCUGGGUGUGUGAAGGUGUUGUGUGUGUCUGUGGGUGCUGUGUGUGUGUGUGUGUGAAUAUGUUUUGAAGCAUUGUGUUUUGGGGGAGGACAGAUUUAAACAUAUUAUAUAUAGUUUUUUAAAUAAAAAAAAAGUAAACUUUAUAUCUGCCCUGGGAGGGGGGCUGUGCAAUCAACCCUGGUGGUCCUAGUGGUGAGUGAACUCUAGUCUGCAGGGCUAGAGUUCACUCUCGCGAGAUCUGAGUGUUGCCAUGGUAACCACGGCAAUGCUCCAGAUCUCAUGAGAGGAACCCAGCAGAGCUGCAGGUUAGAGCUCCACCGGGUCCUCUCUCCCUUCCUCCCCAGCCGGCGGCUGCGUGUAACUGCCUGUGAUCUCGCCACCGACCCAUGAAGGCACACAGCAGGGCUGGCGUUCGCAUAAUGCCAGCUCUGCAUGGGCCGACAGGGGAGAUCCCAUGGCCAUCGUGGCCCACCAGGCAUUUGCCCGGUAUGCCCGAUGAGCAAUCCGGGCCUGAUGGUGACUAUUUCCUCAGGAUUCCUUUUGGGGGAGGGGGGGGUUAUUGAUUUCAAAUCAUUGUCGAUAGACUUCAAAAGUUUCAUACUGUUCAGCAACUUACAAUCAGUUGGUUAACCCUUGGUGAGUAAAAUAUAUCCUAGGGAUUCCUCUUAGGUGUGGGGUUACUGAUUUCAAUAUGUUGUUGCUUUAUUUCAUAGGUCCUAUAGUGCUUAGCAAUUACAAUAGUUGGUUAACCCUUUGUGAACAAUAUGUCUUUCACUCACCAUAACCACUUUAAGCAAGAGUGAUUUUGAUCUAUUUAACUUUUGUUCCUCCUACCUCUAAUUAUAGACAUUUUAAGCAACCUUCAUUGCUACAGAACUCAUUCUACCCCUCUUACAUUGCAGAGCUUAUUAGCUUUUGUUCUCUACUCUCUGUGUACUUAUAAGGUUCCUUUUUCCUUUUCUGUUGUGGUUUGCUAUAUAUUUUUAAUUAAUAUCUAAUAAACUGAAUUUUGUAAUCAUAUUGAAUAACACAUAGUAUCCAUAUAGGGACUUUGUUGUGUCCUCUGCACUUUGUAUCCAUUAAACAUUUUCUGUAUACAAUUUAUCUAAUUCUUAGGGUUACCCCCUUUGAAGUCCCUUUACACACUCCAGGCCCCCUUUUGGAGGUCUUCUCCUUUUCAUGAAUUUUUAUUCACACAGGGGCUUAUGGGAAAUUUAUACUACUCUUACCUAAAUAUACAAGUAUCUGUAUUUGUACUAUAUAAGUAUAUCUGGAUUAGUUGAGAAGAUUUUUUUCGACUCUUGCAUAGAAAAUAUUAACACCAGGAUUGGCUGAAGAGUUUCAUCUACUUCAAAGUAUGAAGGAAGCUCUCUGCAGAAACUGCAAAUUCAAUGUAUUUGCAGCAAAUAUUAAAACUUCAUAGUAUCUUUUCUUUUUCUUUUUUUUCAUUUUCUUGUGCAAUGGCAUAACAAUACAACAUUGAGCACAAUAUCACAGUAUAGCAAAGAGAUGACAAGUAUUGCAUUAAUCACAUUGCUAUGUAUCUGCACAAUUUUUAAAUAAUAGAGCAAGGCAUGUAUACAAUCGUGUUUCUACCAGAAUAAUUCCCCCAGUAGGCUCCUAGAAAUAUAAUAGGUAAAGGUCUAGAACAAUUAAGGACUAAGAAAUAAUUAGAUACUAAUUGAAAUUUAAACUGAUAAGGCAAUAGGAAAACCAAAAUUGAAUAAACUUGUUGCUCCACAUUGAGUUAUUUUGUGAAGUAGUGAUGUGAGGUGAGAUACCCAAAACCCAGAUCAGCCUAUGCCCUCCAAGGGCAGAACAUAUUCCCACCGAAUGAAGCAGCUCUUCAGGUCAAGUUGCCCAGGUGUUGGUAAAUGCAUUAUCCAAGCACAGUAGUGGAAGAGUCCCAUAGUUGUCAUUUGUUUAACUCUCAGUCUUUCAGCCCUCCAAUGAGUCCCAAGACUUUCCUUGUGUAGACCAAGCCUUGAUGCGGGCCCAUACUCAGCCCUCCCCAAUACUUGUUGUUGGGGCCACCAUAAUUGCACCUUCUCUAUGGUUGAAGCCAUUGAAAUACAUGUAGGGGUGGACUUUGAGGUGAGUAGUCGCUCGUCAGCCACAGAGCAGGCUGGUUCAGUGUAUUUUUCAGUUUCUGCCAAACAUCCGCAAAGAUUUUGUCAAGCUGAGACAUAAUACUGGACAUCUUACUGCAGUAUUCACAGGGGUACACAGCAUCUGCCAUGUUGAGUGGGACGCUAUAUCUUGUGCCUAGUCUCACGGCAGCUCCACGUCAUUACCCCACCAGUCCAAAGGGUGGGGGGGAGGGAAGGGGAGCAACAAGCAUCGUCUUGAUGCUGUUGGGGCAUAGCAGGAUUCUGCAAGAAAUACUUCAAGGCUAAUUAGUCAGUUCUAGGAAAAGGUAAGUCCCAACCAAUCUCAAAAAUCAUGUCAAAAGAAAAGCUUAAAUUAGCUAUAUUGUGAGAUAAGCAUGGAGCUCUCCAAGUCACGUCCAUCCGCUAUAACCAUCACGUCCUGCCCCCUCAAAGUAUCUUUUAAUUUUUAUAAUUUUUUAAUGUAUUUUAUUUAUUUUGAAUGUAUUCAAGCUAAAUUCUGCAUGCAGUUUAAUUUGAUGAUGGAAUACUCUUUGACUUCUGUAACUGUUCACAGCGGGAAUCCACUUCUGAGAAAUAUGGAGCAGUCACAAUAAAAGCCAGCUAUCUACCGUCAGAGCAGAAAUUGAGAGUGGAGAUCCUUAAUGCAGUCAAUCUCAUUCCCCGAAAUGCAAAUGGUGGGUCAAUGAUAUACUUAUUGGUUUAAAAGGGGAAUUCUGUCUUUACAUAGAUUUACUUGGUAGAGAACAUCAAAAUGUGUUGUUUUUGUGUUACCUACACAUCUUGUUUUAAACAAAAUAUUGGUAGAAUUAAAACAACUUGGUAGAAAAUAAAUUAACACUUAGGGCAAAAUAAUUACAUUGGAGAGACACUUCACUUGAUUACUACCUAUUUUCUUUCUAAUUUUCUCAAUUUCAUUGUUAUUGUCAGGGAUACUUAUAAAAGUGAAAAUUCUAAGUGAAUUUCAAAUGUGCGACCAAAAUUGCCCACUUGAAAAAGCUAUGAUUCCAGUUUGGCUUCUUAGGCUUGAAAUAAAAAUGUUACCUUCAAUUCUCACUUUAGUGAAUAGCACUGUAUUUCUCCUUUCAGUACAAAUUUGUAUCUGUUAAAUGCCUGAGAAUAUCCCCUUUGUGUUAUGCUUUGUGUCUCAUACUGACUGUAACUGAUUUUGUAACUAAGAAGGCAUCUUGAUAAUUAUUUUAAAUGUCUUUCUAAUUCUGCCCGAACUAAUGUACUGCAGCACUGCUAACAUAUACUGUUCACUUUCAUUCACUCAUUGUUAACUUCUAACUCGUUUUGUAGCUCAUCAUUCUAUCCACGCAUUUUGAAUUUUAUCCCAGUCUUGCUUCCUUGUUGGCAGUUAGUCUCUGUGAUAUUCCCUGAUUCACUCCCUGCACAGAAGCAGAGAAUACAAUGUAAACUAACUGUUGGUUUUUAAAACACUGUCUGACCCAGUGUGUAUGUAUAUGGCUGAGGAAUCAUGUUAUACACUAUAGGUAAGGAUGAGUUUUUUUUUUUUUUUAAAUAUAGUUUCUUUAAAAAAAAAAAUCUAUUUUGCCCCAAAACUUGAUGAAAGGAUUAGUUUAAGGUAACAGUCACCUUUGAACUGGCUGUGAAAGUUCAAGUAUUUUACCACCAACAUAGAACAAGGAUUCUUGUUUGCUGUUCCACUGCAGUUUUGAUUAGCCCCUCAAUGUCCAAUGACAAUGCAUGCCAUGAUUACAGGUUGGUCCAUGGUAUCGUUCUAGAAUAGAAUUCUAUGCUUAUUUACCAUUAGCAGCUCAAUCGAUCCCUGCUAAUGCUUAAUAAACAAGACAUGCCACGGAAGAGUAGGUUUUGUUAGGACCAAAUUGUGACAUAGACUGCCAUUCAAUGGGUUACAAUUACCAUGGACUCCAACUUCAUUAGGUUUCCUGCUUUACCUCCCACACAGGCAGCUGUGACCCAUUUGUGCAAAUCACACUGGAACCCAAGCACCUAUUUCCAGCAGUGGAGCAACGUUCUACCCAAACACAGAAGGAUGAACUGAACCCGCUGUAUGACGAGACCUUUGACUUGUAAGUUGUUUUUAAAGAAUGACUUUUAUAGCCUUGAAAUCUAGUUCUGAUUAAAAAUCACCAUAAAUGAGUUAACCGAAGAGACUUAAUCAUUGCACGAUUUUGUAUUGCUUGGAUAACAUUAUAAAUAAAAUCCUGUGUAUUUCUGUGAUGAGAAAGCUAAACCCAAACUUUCACCCAAUCUUUUUUUUCUUUCUCAUAGCCUUGUCACCCAUGAGCAAUGUGAAGUGGCCGGAGCUUGCCUUUUACUAUCGGUCUUUGAUUAUGAAACAUUUCUGUCUAAUAACUUGGAGGGGGAAGCAUUUGUGGCCUUAGGAGAUCUUAUAUCAUUACAGAAUGAACAGGAGAACAAUGGACAUUUGACCAACAUACCACAGAGGCGAUUGUCCCUAAAUCAACCCAAUCCCCAAGGUCAGAAUAUAUUUCUGUAAUAUUCCUCUGUCACACAUAAGAAUUUCUACAUGAAUAAAUCAUGAAUAUUAAUUAAUUCUGGAGCGCUGAAGUUCAGUAAUGCAAAAAAUGAAGAAAAUAUUUUUAACUUUCUCUGACUCUCUGGAUUUCCUUAAUUUCAGGAAUAAAACUGAUAUAUUAGUGCUGUGCACUUUAAAUAUAAAAGACUGCUACACACUCAUGUGUUAUACCCCAACACACAAUUUAGAAUGCAACCCAAAACAGAUAGAAGUGGAGCAGUAUUAUUUAGUGCAUAUUCCCCACACCAAAAAAUAAAAAAAAGAUAUGUUAUACCUAUAUAUCCAUAAGCGGCACCUUCAAUCAUUCAGCCAACUCAGGGAUGCAUAUGCGGAAAAACAGAUAGUGCAAAUAAUAGUGCAUUACCCUUUUAAAAUAGGAUAAUUUCAAUGGUGGUGUAUUACCUACAUUGAACAGAAAAACGUGAAUAGUGGUUUACUGAUACAUAUAUGAAUGGAUAGAUGUUAGUAUUUUUAAUUUAAAAAAAUUAACGCUAUAGCAAAAAAAUCAACAUAUUAAACACAUAAAAAAUACUCCUGCAUACCGGAAAAAGUGGUGAGUAAAAACAGAAUUCCACCGCCACUCACAAACUGGCUUACUCACUCAGAACCUAUCAGGUCCUGUGUUCAGGGAUCCUCUAGUGUGCUCAGCCGUCCUUACAACACUGAAUGCAGCUUUCUCCUGGUGAUUUUGAAAGUUCCCUCUGUUCAAUUUGAAUGCGUUCGGCUCCGUAACACUCCGCCCACCGCAUUUUGCUGGUUACUUCUGGCUUCCUCUGGAUGCGAUGCUGCCUUUCCAUCUUGGAAAGGGUAAUCCCGUUCCAAUCGCCCUAAUUGGUAUGUUUACAAGUCCUUUAUUUACAUAUUGUGGUGUGACCGUGUUCUGUCCAAGUUCAUAAUUAGUAUUUUUUCCAACCAAUCAGCAGGAUGAAUUAAUCAUUAUCCAUUCAUAUCCAAAAACAUUAAUAUACAUUUUAUUUUUCACAUCUCACAAAUACAUAUUUGUUAAAUACAGAGGAAGAGUAAACACAAAAUAAAAAAUCCAGGGAAGUGAAACUUCCACUUUAUUUUGCUCUGUUGAUUUAGGGCAGUACCGACCAACCAUGGCCACGGUCCUGGACUAAAUUGUGGGUACUGGAGACCAACCAAGAUAGAGGGUGAAAACAGGACGUUGUUAAUGGAAAAGACAAAACAAACAUUCAUAAGUUAAGUGUUUAUGGGCAUAUACAGGAUUGGAUUUCCCAUUAGGCAAAGUAGGCUUAUGUCCUGUAUGGGGUACUUCACAGGAGGUGGCUGACCAGACUACAGAAGGCAUAGAAGAAUGAGUACUUUGCAUGCAACCCUUCAAACUCCAAAUGUUCUAAACAUCCCUUAUGAUUAACCCUGAAUUUAUCUUCUCUGUCCCAAAUGUAAGCACUAAAAGCCCAUAACUUGAAAACCCUCUACCUUAAUCAUAGUUUUAACUGCUCUUACUACACUAAAUACACCAUAAACUCCAAGACACCAUAUACUUUACCCCAACCAUACCCCAACCAUAACCCUAAAAUCUUCUGUACCUACAUUAUACUAAAUUUGUAAAUUGUACUAAAUUUAACAUUACUGUAACACGCCUUAAAACACAACCUCUUAAGCUUUUAAUCCUCUUAUCACUAAACAAUCUAUGCGACCUCACUCUGAUAUUAACCCCUCUCUAACCAAAAACUCCACUUCUACUUAAACUCACUUUAUAAUGCCUUAGAAUUCUUUGCCUAUAGGCACCUGACAUGUAUAUAUGUUCCUGUGUAUAUAGUGGACAUAUAGGCAAUUUCUGGCAUUGUAACAUUGCUUCAUUUUGUUUUUGAUACAGUAAUAUUAAUGAUGGGUAUAUUUUCAGACACUUCUUUUUGUAUCCAAACAUUUAUUAGAAUAUACAUUGAAUACAGGUGAUACUUUUAGGACUUCUUUUUCAAAAACCUAGUAAGUUUGAAAAGAACAUUUGUUUGGGUUAUUCACUAAAGUGAGAAUUGUUCGGUAUUUAAAGUGAAUUUCAAUUUUAAGGUCACAGCAGCUGAACUGGAAGCUUAGGUGACUAGGAACAUUUUUACACUUUAAGGAACACUAUAGCCUUAGGAAUACAAAACGGUGUUCCUUAUGCUAUAGUCUGCUCUGUCUAUAAUUUGUUAAGCCCCCCUCCCCGCGGGCACUUACCUGUUUCCAGCGCCAAGGUCCCUUGGUGCUGCACCGAUGUGGGAACCUAACCCCGUCAAUGCUUUCCUAUGAGGAAUUAUGUGUCACGGAGUUAAAGUGUUUGAACCAGGAAGGGCCUUACAGCCACUAUGGGUUGUCUUAAAGGACCACUAUAGUGACAGGAAAACAAACUCGUUUUUCUGGCUCUAUAGGGUCUUUAGGUCCCCCCCACCCUCAGGGUCCCACUCUCGAUGGGCUCUAGGGGGGAGGAAGGGGUUAAACGCUUACCUUUCUCAAGCACCAGGCUCCCUCGGUGCUGGGGACUCUCCUCCCUCUUCCGACGUCAACCACUGAAAGAGCAUGCGUGGCAUGAGCCACGAGCGCAUUCAGUCAGUCCAUAGGAAAGCAACACGGAAGCGCCUCUAGCGGUAGUUAGUGAGACAGCCACUAGAGACUGGAUUAACCCUAGUGUAAACAUAGCAGUUUCUCUGAAACUGCUAUGUUUACAGCUGCAGGGUUAACCCUAGAUGGACCUGGCACCCAGACCACUUCAUUGAGCUUAAGUGGUCUGGGUGCCUAUAGUGGUCCUUUAACCCUGCAAUAUAAACAUUGCAGUUUCUCUGAAACUGUCCAGGGUUAAGGGGACAGCUACACUUCAUCCAGACCACUUCAAUGAGAUGAAGUGUUCUGGUACCUAUAGUGUCUCUUUAAAUUUGACAUUUUCUUUGAAUACUCACUGUAGUAAUUAACCCUGCUUGAUAAAUAAAAUUCAUUGCAUAUACAUCCCAUGUUGGAGUUUCGAUAGUGCCCUGUAGAUGUCAGGCUUACUCUAUUUGUUGCCUUGCUCCCUUGCUCCCUGUCCCUUAGGGACACUAUAAUUACCUGAACCACUAAAGCUUAAUAGAGUGAUUCUGGAGUCUAUAGCUCUCCCUACAGCCUGAAAGAAAAGUAGUGUUUGCAUUGCUGGCUAGUUGCAUCUCUAGUGGCCAUCAUUUAGAUGGCCACUAGAGGUGCUUCAUGUGUUUGACUUUCAUCAUCUCCACAUUCUUCACGGAAGCGCCAAACAUUCCCCAUAGAGGAGAUGCCGAUUGAUGCAGUGAAGCAUUUUGCUGCGCAUGGGCAAUAGUCUCCCAAUGCUCUCCUAUGGAAAAGUAUUAGAUUGGCUGAGAUCAUCAGGAUUGAUUAUCUCAGCUACAAAGGCGGAGCCAGCCACGGUGAGACCGGUGCGGAUUGUGAGUUGUAAUCCUGACUAUAUCAUGCUCCUUUAAUAAGCCUAUGUAAGAUUGCUGGUGUUGUUAUAAAAAGGAUAUUUAUUUUGGCACUAGACAGACAUAAUCUCUGUGAUAGUAAUCUGAAAUGUCAAUUAUUCAUGUCAUUUUGUCUUGCUUGUGACAACACCACACAGAACAGGUUUGUGCAAAUUUUCAAAGAACAAAGUACAUGUUUGUGAUGUUCCAGUGUUGGCAACAACCCAAAACACAGGUUAAUAUUAAGUUUAUGUAUUUUUUUGAUGUUUAAAAAUAGAUACAACUCUACAAAACAGAAUAAUGGCAAUUGUCAUGGAUCUAAGUUUGAGAGAUUCUUCAGAAGGUUCAUCCAAAAAGUUUCAAAAGUUUUUACAAAAUGGUUCAAAUUUUUCCUGACUGGAAAAAAACAAAACAUUAAUUAAAUCUGUCACUGGAUUAAAACGUUGCCAUUAGUUUCAUUUUAUUAAUUAUAAAUUCUAGUAUGUGAAAAAUAUAUUGUGCCCAAUUUUUAAAAGGCGUAUAUUGCCUGGAGAAACAUAUAUCUAAGUAAUGAUUUUCAUUUAUUUAUUGUUCUUAUUGAAACUAAUACUUUUGUUUGCUGUAGGUGAAAUCUGUUUUUAAUAUUUCUAAAUGGUGCAUCUUGGGUCCUUUUAACAGUCUCUUUACCAACAAAUCAAAAGAUAGUUGUUUGCAUUGUCCUUGUAUAUAUUUGUGUUAUAUUAUCCUAUCCUUUCAUUACAUUUCUUGCAGGAGAUCGACUCAUUGACUUACUAGACUCUCGUCGCUCAGAUAAAGAGGCUGCCAUGUUUGUGAAGCUACGCAGACAAAGGGCUCGGCAAUAUGUGAAGUGUGAGCGGUGACCAUUGUGCUGCGUUACGGACAUACUGAGAUAUUUCCCAAACUAAAGCAGGAGUCAACAUGAAUCAAUAUUGAGGAAAGACUGCAAACACAGUGUUUUUUCCAUUGCAAAAGACAUUGAACAAGUAACGGUAAUGAAAUAGGAGAAAAACAGUUUGCAUGGCUGAGGAGACCUCUACCCACAAACAAUGUUAGAACGCUUAUUUUAAAAUAAUUUAUAUGGAAUUCUGACACUUCAUGAUAACCUAACACUUAAAAACAACACUUUAAAAUAUAGAUAAUUGUAGAGAUGUUUGCAUAGCCACCAAGCUUUAGUGAACCCAAGCUGUUGCUGUCAAGUAGUGUCACUUGCUUUUUGAUAGAACCUCAGGAUUCAAUAAGUUAAAUUGACAACAUCCCAUAGUACAGUAAUGUUGAUAAUGUGUGUUUAAAUUUAAUUAGAAUGUAGCAGUAGUAGCUCCUUAAUGCAUCCUAAGAUGAGUCCAUCCUUAAAUGGAAAUCGUAUUCUGUGUCCCUCAGAAGAAGUUCACUGGAGUUCACUCAGGCUGGAAUAAAGACAAUUUAUGGAUUAGAAAGAUACAUACAAUACCUGAAAGCCUAACAUGAAGGAGAUGUAACCUUCAAUAUCACUUAAAAAAAAUAAGGGAAUUUGAGAUUGACAAAAAGUUCUUCCAAACGUAGAUGGAGCAGCUAACUAAACUAAUACAAUUUAAAUGCCAUGUAAAACAUAUUAUAAAAGCUGUCCUAGGAUAAGGUAGAAUCUGACAUUUAACAUUCACAGGAGGAAAUCUACUAUAUUUUUUUUAUAUAUGUAGCCCCUUGUAAACUUCCAAUUACCAGGUUAAAAAUUUGCAGAGAGCUGUCUAUGAAAGCGCUUGUUCAUUAUAAAUUGUUGCGUUGUAUGUUCAACUCCAAUGGACACAGCUGAGUUCCAACUAAUGAAGAAUAUGGGAUAGACUGGCUGAAUGAAAGAUGCACGGAAGCGGUGGAGCAGUGGCAUUUCGUCUGAUAUCUCAUGGAAGGACAAACUUCCUGCAUCCCAGUCUAGGAACACACCAAGUCUCUCUUGCUGGCCUACUGCAACCAAGACUCUCUGUCCAUCAUGCCAAGCACAGCAGCGGGAGCUACUCCACUCUAAGCACCAGGAAUGUGAAUUUCUCCCAGCCAGGCAAUGACUUUGGUGCCCUUUACGUGAAAUCCCGUGAUAUGAAACUCCCAAGCUCACACGGCUUCCAGAGAGAUGGACUUCCCAAUAAUGUCGGCCUUGGCCUAAUGGCUCCCGUCCCAGAACCUGGGUGUAGUGGUCAAAGCGUCCAGGGUGUUCGGGAUAGGCCUGAGGCUGCAAUUUGCACAAAACUCUGCGGUUCCCUUGCAUCAGAGAUAGAUUGUGAUGAGCAGUUUCUGGGUCCAGACUGAUGUCCUGUAGAUCUAGACGUGUAAUGACCACACAAUCAGGUUAGUGUAAAUAUAGGAGUGAUACUGGAGCAGGUGGGAAAAUUCAUAGAAAGGUAAAGACAGAAAAAGAGAGGAUGUAAAUAUAUGAUCUCUUACAUUGAAGAAAGUCAGCCCGUACCCUUGGGAUAAGUGGCAUUAAGGGGCUCCUCCACAGUUCCGUAGAUGGUGGUAGACAGCUGGCACGUGUGGUCCACACUAAGGAGUAUAGUAAAGUAAAACCUAAGAUCGAAGACUAUUCUUUUUAGGAUUUAAUCUCCAUUAUAUACACUUGGAAAACCUCUCCAAAUGUUCAUUGUAAUAGUAAAAUAAUAACACAUGAAUAAUACAAUUCAUUGUAAAGUUUGCCUUUCCAAGUAAUACCCAGAGUCGACAUCAAUCAAAUAUCCUUUACCAUCAUAUCUCUAGUAUUGUCCAUGAUACAUAAAACUUAGCUAACAUUACAGUCUUCCCAAACCUAGUUAACCAAAUCUUUCAUUUUCACAACCAUAACGUAGGCUGAAGGUCCCUGAAUUACCUUGCUGCGCCAUUUGUCCCAUGUGGUCGGCACAUAACUUGACCAGACUCUCUUUAAAUUUGGAGACAGCCAUAGGAAGUCUAUCCCAAACCUGUUCUUCCUCACUUGACAUUUCCAACUCCUAAAAAAAAACAAAUACAGUAAAGCACUCAUAAACAAUGUUUCCAGAAAUAAUUCCUUAAGUUUUUUUGUUUUUGUUUUUUUUUCCUAGUUGAAGAUCGUCCAGAAGUAAUCUGCUGGAGUGGAUAACUAGUUUCCAAUGUAGAAUAAACAGAAGGCUCAAAGAUAAACAGACUCAGACUAGAUUUAGACUUUUAAAACAGAUGGAAAAUGUAGACUUCCUUAAGUGGAAAAACCAUUGCAUCCAUUGCAGUAUGUGUGGUUUCUUAGUGUCCAUGUUGGGCAUGUUACUCUGGCACUCAACUCCGGUCUGGAUAUCCCGUAAUGUACACUAAGCCAUAGACUUGAUUGCAAGUGUUACACAUGGGUUAAGCAAUCUAGAUAGGACCAUGCUACACCAGUUCCAUCCCGCUACAGUGUCUUGAAUCAAUUGUUUAUUUCAGGGUUAGUUACUAAGUAAACAUUUAAAGUGAAGUUAAAGUAAAUUUUAAAUUGAAAGUCAAAAUAACCAAACUGGAAAUACCUCUAAGUCAGCUAUACUUUCAAUUCGGCUAUUCGGCCUUAAAACUGAACUUCACUUUGAAUUCUCCCUUUAGUAAAUAACCCAGUCUGUGUUUAGUGGUUAGUGUUUUAGAGAGACUUUUAGCAGAGCCAUUUGUGCAUUGUGCCACUAGUAUUGUACAUAGGGACGAUUGGUAUGUAGAUCUAGUCCUGAGUGAUGUUUUUUAAUACGACUGUUAAGGAAAGAGAUACCCACCAAUGACAUUAGUGGUUCCUGUUGCCCAUCUGGUACUAACUGGGCAUUGUGCCUUGUUUCCAUAGUGAGUCCAUCUUCCACUGCCUCUCUUCCUACUUGUUCCAAAACUCCGCUCUCUGAUUGGUCCAUUAAUUGGAGUAGUCUGAACCCGGAGGACUGCAGAAUUCGCACCAUGUCACAAAAUGCCUGGCUCACAGCCCUGCGCUGUCUAGGCAAUGAGCCCUGAGGGGUACGAAACAAAGAAGCCAGUCAAAGGUCACAUAAGAAUAACUAACAAUGAACAAUGCAGUUAACGGUCAUAUAAUGCACAACUGUUCAUUUAAUGCAGGAUAUCUAAUUUAUUGAUUAUUUUUGCAUUAUUAUAUUGAGAGCUUUAUAUAUUUGGAAAUGUAUAUAGCAUGUUUAAAUAAAUUGAAAAUAUAUCACUAGAAAUGAGUUUUUUGUGGG